AAUAAAUUUCUCUUUGUUAAAGCCAUCCACUUGUAGUAUUUAUGUUAUAAUAAAAAAAAAACCAUUGUCGUUGAGUGAAUUCCAACUCAUAGUGACCCUAUAGGAUAGAAUAGAACUGCCCUGUAGGAAUUCCAAGGAGUGCCUGGUAUAUUUGAACCGCCGGCUUUUUGGUUAGUAGCCAUAGCUCUUAACCACUACGCAGCACUAAAUAAGAUAGUAAUCAUUAAGUCUUUUUUUAUUUUUAAUAUUCAUGGUGAGUUCUAAUACUAAAUUUGACAGAUUAUGUGAAGAAAAUCUAGAAGGUUCAUUGGACAGUAAAUUUUUUUUUUUUUUUUUUUUAUGUCUUCCAUGAUCAGGCAUUCUCAUAUUCUGGAGGCUAUCAUAGCCAAAUGUAUAUGUAUAUAUGUACUCCUUGUUUUAAUCCAGGGCUUCAAACCCAGUUCCUUCAGGUUCAAACCCCUGCUGAGAAUUUGCAUUUCUAACAAGUUUCCUUUUUUAGGGUUUGCAUUUCUAACAAGCGCCCAGUAAGUUAUGCAGAAGAAUCACCUGGGAAUCUUGUUAAAAUGUAGAUUCUGAUUCAGUAUAUCUAGGAUGGAAAUGUAAAUUCUCAGCAGGGAACUCAUUAGAAAUGCAGUUCUCAGCAGGGGCUUGAACUAAAUGGACAGGUUCUGAAGCUCUGUUUUAAUCUUUAUUUACCAGUCUUCAUUUACCUAGAGAAUUCAGUAUGCUAAUUUGAAGACAGGUUCUACCCUCUUCAUACCAUCCAAUUUAAAUAAUGGAUUUAUCAUAAUAGAUACAGUGUCUUGAGAUCUAUUGAAAGUCAAGUAACAAACACCUUUAGGUAAUGAAACUACAUAAAAAUAUGUAGUUACCUAAAAUCUGCAUCGUGAAAAUGAGUCAUCAUUUAGUUAAAAAUAAGUUUCCUUAAAUUACACCAUUUCACACAGUGUCAUCCUUCAGGAUAAUGUAUUUUUAGAUGCAAAAUGCAUUUUUGUUUUACCAGGAAUCAAACAUUUUUAAAAAAUAUACAGGCCAAAAUACAGGUUUUAGUUUUUACAGGUAAAACUUCCAUGGUUUGGUGUGUAUUUAAAAAGUAUUUUUCCAAAUAUGUAUGUUAUGUAGCACAAAGAAAAAUACCAGAUCCUUUACUGUGAUUUAUUUAGGCUUAAUAUUAUAGAUUUUGUGCCUUCCCCUCCCCUCCCCAGGUGGGGACAUAACUUAUAUACUGACCAAGGGUUUGAUUGAGUGGUCAGUUGAAUACUUUUAGAUUUAAUAUAUCACUUUAGUUCUGUAAGGGAGACAUGAAUUAAUUGUUGUGUGAAAACAGAAUAAAAUGCACUUGAUUGUCCCUGAUAAUGAAAACAUUACUUUUCAUGACAGGUUCCUAUAUUAUGAAUGCAUCAGAUUUACUUAUUAACUCGAAAGUUUUAUCAUUUCAAGUUUUCAUAACCUGUGAAAGCUAAAUCAGUUGGAUCUGAUUGGGGGUCAUGUUUCCUUUUACUAGUGAUAAAUGUUUAUAUAUGCUUUCUGCAAGUUUUCUAAACCACACUGAUUUGUUUGAGAAAUACAUAUUUCCGUAUGUAUUUUAAUGUUCUCAGAUUAUGCAUAUGCAUCUGUGAAGUUUACCCUUUGAACAAAAAUGGCAUAGGUGAUGAAAUGAAGUGAUAAACGGCUGGAAUGAAUACCCCAUCUAGGCUUCUUUUCAAAUUCAGGGGCUUGGGUCUCUCCCACUGAGCUGGCCAAGAAGCCUCACCAUAGCCUGUAUUCCUUAGAAGUGUGAGAUUGUCACUGAUAAUUUUCUAUUGCUCUGUGCUAAGAGACCCCUACUGUGGUGAUGGAGUCAGUUUAGAGAGAAAAAGAUCAGUGUUGUCUUUAUUUUAGAUUUACUGUUUUUUGGGGUAUAGGUAAAUCAGACUGCCCUUUUUUUUUCUUUCUUUUAAGAAUGGAUAGAUGGAAGGAGGGGUUUGUUGUCAAUCAAUCAAGUCAGGUCAAGUGCCACAGCGUUUGAUGAAUGUGGAUGGCUUUAGGAGAUCUAUAGAUGAUAUUUGAAGGGGUAAAAGAGGAGGGGGCAUAGGAAUAGAAUUUUUACAUCAGUAUAUGUCAGUAACGAUUUGGAAAUAAUCAUGAGUAGCUAGGAGAAUGAUGACCUCCUCCUUCCCCCAGACUCUGUUAUAAGGAAUAAAGGCUUCCUGUAGAGAGGGCCACAUGAGAAAAAUGUCUUCUGGGUUUCUAUUAAGGCAAAGAAGUCCUUAGAUGGAGCAUUCUGUGAAGACAAUGAGGCGUAGGAAAUUCUUAAUUAAUAUAACAGCAGUAAUAGAGGCACAGUAGAAAAGCUAUGAGGGAAGGAAUUAUUGAAAAGGUGGCUCAGUGAAGAAGAAACCCAGUGUAGAAUGCGAGAAUGCGUCAAGUAAGGAAGACUAUCCUAUUGCUGUCGAUUCCGACUCAUAGCAACCCUGUAGGGCAAGGUAAAACAGCUUGUAAUCUUUAUGGGAGCGAGCUGCUACGUCUUUCUCCCAGGGAGUGGCUGGUGAGUUCGAAUCGCUGACCUUUCUGUUAGCAGUCGAGGGCUUAACUAGUGCGCCACCAGGGCUGAUUACUGUAAGAAAAGGGUUUCAUUUCAGGGAGUGAGCAAAGGUAAACAGGGUUGUAGGGCAUACUAGGAUAAGCUAGGACUUGAAGACUUAGUGGUAUGUAUAUAAAAUCAAACCAAACCCAUGGCCCUGGAGUCAAUUCUGACUUAUAGCGACCCUACAGGAUAGAGUAGAACUGCCCCAUAAGGUUUCCAACGAGCACCUGGUGAAUUCAAACUGCCGAACUUUUGGUUAGCAGCCAUAGCGCUUAACCAUUAUGCCACAAGAGUUUCCGAUAGAUACAUCUUUAAAUCAGAGACACAGGUAAAAAUUGGUUUACUCUGAAACCAAAAUGUGGGUCUAAAAUCCUACCUACUAUACCUUUCUUCCUUGUCUAACCUACAUUCCAUGGCCCAUCUUACCAAAAGCACUAGACUGGGCUAAGAAAAAUGGAAAUAAUUAUCCUGAAAGUACUUAGAGCAUCAGGCUAUUUGAACAGUUUUCAUCCUUAACUAUUUCAGUAUGUUUAUCUAAAAACAAAAAGACAAAAUUUAAAAAUAACCACAAUACCAUUCAUUAUCAUACUUUAAAAAGGUAGACAUAGUCCUUAACUAUCAUGCAUCAGUCAGUUUUCAAAUUGCCUUAUAAGUUAGUUUUUUCUCCAUUUUUGUUUUGUUUUUUUGUAGUUUGAAUCAGUAUCUUAAGAAGAUCCAUAUACUGCAGUUGGCUGAUGUAUCCCCUAAAUGUUUCUGAAUCUGUAGGUUCUCCCUUUCCCUUUGCAGUUUGUUGAAGAGAGGUUCUCUAAGUUCUCAACAGUUUGGAUUUUGCUGGGUGUGUUCCUGUUGUGUUGUUUCAUGUUCCUCUGUCCCUCAGCAUUUUCUGUGAAUUGGUAGACUUGAUCCAGAGGCUUAAUCAGAUUCAAGUUUGAUUUUUUUUUUGGCAAGAAUAUUUCAUAAAUUGUUUUGUUUAUCAAGAGGUACAUGUUGACUGGUUGCCUUUUUUGCUGUGUAUGUCUCCUGAGAACCCAUCGAUGAUCAUUAAGGGUUGCUGAUAAAAGCCAAUACUCUAAUUCUUCCAUUUUCAUUUAUUAGCUGGAAAAAUUUUAUAAAGAGAAACACCCUCAUCAGUUAUUUGGUUCGCCCAAAGUAAAGUUGAUAAAAUUUGUUAAAAAUGUUUAUUCUUUUAAAAAGGAGGACAUACUUUUUGAAGAAAAUUUGGAAGAUAAAGAGAAAUAUGAAUUUUUUUUAAUUGCCACCUACAGGUAACCAGUGUUAAUAUUUUUCUGUAAGUUCCUUUCUGUUUUGUUUUUUUUUUUGUAGCACCAAAAUGAAAUUGUUGACAGAUAGAAACGCACACAUAAUAUGUACAUAUAUGCUGUACAUUGCCCCUUUCAUUUAAAACUAGAUUAAAACUUUUUCCUUUGUCAUUAAUAUUAUUUAUAUUUUAUUAUUCGUGCUUUCAUAAUUACUUAUUGUGGUGGUGCCUAAUUUAUUUACUGUUUCCUCUGUUUUUGGACAUUUCAGUUAUUUCUAGGUUUUUAUUUUCUUAAAUAAAUCUGUAGUAUCUUUUAGGAAUCACUUGUCUGCAAGGGGUAGAAUCCACUUCAGCUUAUUUAAUUUAUUAGAUGUCUACAGAAGUAUUUCAAGAGCAGGAAGUGCAGCUGGAAUUCAUAUGGAACUAGAAUACAAAAAAAAAAAAAAAAAAACCUAUUGCCUUUCAGUCAAUUCCGACUCAUAGCCACCCUAUAGGACAGAGUAAAACUGCCCCACAGAGUUCCCAAGGAGGGCCUGGUGGAUUCGGACUGCUGACCUUUUGGUUAGCAGCUGUAGCGCUUAACCAGUAGGCCACGAGGGCUUCCUGGACCUAGAAUCAGGAGCUAGAAAAUCAUUAGGAUUCUCUGUCUUGCGUGAGGUUGACAUUCACCUCUCAUUCUCUGUGAGCAUUCAGUUAUUCUCCCUCUCUCUCUCGGAAAUUGACUUACUCGGUUCUUCUUGCAAGUGGGUCUAACAUAGUCAUUCCCACUUUACGUCGCUUCGUGCUCCUGUACCCCUGUUCUGAAUCCUGUCUGGGAUGGAAACCCUGGCAAUCUGUUUGGCUCAGCCCAACCAGUGGAUUGGCUCCCUCUGGUGUCAGCCUACUCUGGCCACAGCAGGUACUCUGGCCAAGUGGUGAGAUUAUAUAACAUAAAAUGUAACUGAUAAGAACAUGGGGAAGAGGAAGGGAAGGUUGUUCUCAGAGAAGGGGAAUGUGGCUAGAGUUCUGUGAACCUUAUGGUAGGUUCAUAGAAGAGGAAUUAAUAGGCCACAGAAGGUGAAUAUUUUUCAUAUGGCUAAACUGUUUUCCAAAAGUGUUAUGUUUCAUUCCCACCAUUCAUUUAGUGCCUCAUACUGCCCAUCCUCCUAAAGCCUCACCAAAAUUAAUUCUUUGUAGAUAUUUUUCUAAUUUGACAAAAUAAAAUUGAUAGCUUAUUUGUAUUUUUUUAAUUACCAAUAAGGAUGCAUAUUUAUAUGUUCUUUUGGCUAUUUGUAUUUACUUAUCUAUGAAUUUCGUUUUCAUAUUCUUUCUCCAUUUUUAUAUUGGGGUCUUAGUAUUUUUCCCAUCAAUUUGUAUAAACGCAUUAUUGAUUAAGGCUAUAAACCAUUGGCUAAUAUCUGUAGCAACUAUUAUUUUCUUAGUUUAUUUCUUUUCCUUUACUUUUGUUUAUGAUGUAUUUUAAUGCAUGGAAAUUUAAAAUUUCUGUAGAGCAAAACUAGUCAGUUCUUUUUUCUUCCUCCCAUUAACUAUAAACUUACAAAAUUCUUUUCUAGAAAUCUGUUAAAUAUAUAUCUGUAGCUAAUUCUAGCCUGUUUUUUUUAUUUAAUGUUUUAAUUAAUCUAAAAUAUAUUAAGUUGUAUUUUAGCAGACAUUUUUCUAAAUAGCUGGGCAAUUUUCUCAGCGCGUUUGUUAAAUUGUUCUUUCCCCCAGUGAUUUCUGAUCAAUAUAAUUUUUAUUUGUUCUGCUAAUAGAUAUAUUAGUAUUGUACAAUCCUUGCAUUCCUGGAAUAGAUUUUACUUGACCUCGAUUAGUUAAGAAGUCCUUGAUAACUGGUAAAGUUGAUGAUUUCUGUUUUCUUUGUAUUUUCAGUAUUUUCCAGUUUUGUUUUUACAAAACAAAACACGUAUUCUUUAUAAUCAAGUAGAAAAAAAGUUUAAAAAAGAUAUCAGCUUAAACUAUAGGUAACAAAGCUUAGAUUUGAUAGAAGAAAGUUAUUCAGGUUGUUCAGUAUUUAAUCGUGUCAUCAGUAAAGAUCAAGACCAACGUCUACUCUGAAGGUCUUUAUAAAUACGUUUAAUCUUACAUGGGUUCUUAUUUUUGGAGUGGGUUAAAUGUUACUCCUUAAUUCAGUCAAUUUUUACUGAGCAUCUACCAUGUCCAAGACUUCAUUGGAGUAGAAUCCUUCCAGGCUUAAGUUUUCUUAAAUUGUUUAAAUUGCUCUUAUGGCUUUGAAUAUCUGUCUUCAUAUGUAAAUAUAGAUAAUAAAACUAUUCUCAAUGCUGUUAAAAUUGGUUUGUUGUUGUGUGCCGUCAAGCUGAUUCUGAUUCCGAUUCCUAGAAACUCUCCCUGUAUGACAGACUAGAACUGUCCCCAUAGGGUUUCCUAGGCUGUAGUCUCUAUGAGAGCAGAUCGUCUGGUUUUUUCUCCUGUGGAGCAGCUGGUGGAUUCAAACCACCACCAUUUCAAUUAGCAGCCAAGUGUUUAACCAGAGCUUCAUCAGGACUUCUCUAAAACUGGCUUACAUGUAAUUAAAUUUUAAAUACUGUAAUUGCCGAAAAAUUCACUUGGAAAUAGAUCAUGGAGGUAUGAAGUACAUGAUAUGAUAUAUAUAUAUGUUUAUAAAAAUGACAGUCUCAAAUGAAGAUUUCAGUAAAAUAAGACAGGUCAGAACUAUUGAUAAGAAUUGAGGACUGUCAAGAUUAAUAAUUGAUUAGACUGUUAGUUUCUCUCAUUAUAGUGAUUUUAUAAUAUGACAUUCUGUAUUGCAAAAAUUAAAUAUUUUAGAAAGUACUGUUCCCAGGAUGCAUUUAGAUUCAUUUAAAGACCCGUCUGAAAUGUUAUCUAGUUUUUUUAUUCAGUCCCCAUAUAAAUGUAUUAGCAUCAAAAUAGCUAGUGUGCAAAAAGUCAGGAGCCACUGGUAAUUAGCCAACUUAUUUGAUUGUAAAUAACAUCUAUAUAGUUGUUUUCUUAAUUUAUCCCACAAGUGUGGCCUUAGAAAGUAAAUAUUAUCUUCAUUAUACUGUUCUGGUUAGGAAAACAGGUCACAAAAACUAAAUGAUUGGUGGUUAACCCAGAUCACCCAUCAGAACUAGAACUAGUUUGAAAACUCAUGACACUUGAUUUUUAAGCAGAGUGAUAAAGGUAUUCCUGUCUUUCUGCUUUGUACUGCAGCCGGAUAUUAGUCUUAAAAUAGGCUGCAUGUAGCCUGAAGAUGAAAGUACUAUUGGCAGUGUAUCAGUCAGGAUAGGCUAUGAUGAGGUGGUGAGAAACAACCACAAAACCUCAGUGGUUUAAAACAACAAAGGUUUAUUUCUCACACUCCAUGCAUGUCCAUCAUGGUCAGGAGCAUCUCUGCUCAUAAUAGUCACUUAGGGACCUAAUGGAGCAGCCACCAUCUCAAUCAUUGCUGAUCACCAUGCUGGAAAGUCAAAAAAAAGAUCUCCGGAGGAUCUCGCAUCUGUACUUAAAUAUACCAGCCAAGAAAUCGCACAGUGAAUCAUAAAGAGACCAGGAAGUUAGUCUUCUGUGUGCCUAGGAGACAAGAACCACCUAUUGAUAAGCAGUACUGAUGACUGAAGGAGCCCUGGUGGUACAGUGGUUAAGCACUUGACUGAUAACCAAAAGGUUGGCCAUUCAAACCAACCAGCUGCUCCAUGGGAGAAAGGUGUGGCAAUCUGCUUUUUUAAAGUUGACAGCCUUAGAAAUCCUAUGAAACAGUUCUGCUGUGUCCUAUGGGGUCACUAUGAGUCAGAAUCUACUCGAUGUCAACGGACUUUGGUUUGACUGAUGACUGGCACAGUAAUAAUUCUGUUACUAGACUGCUGAUGGAUCUAUUCAUUCAUCCACUCACUCAUUUAUCUGUUCAUUUAUCAACUAUUUAUUGAAUGGCUACUGUGUGCAAGUCAGUAUACUACACAUUGGAAAGAUUAAAUGGGAUAAAACAUAUCCAUCCCUUCUCUCUAGGUUCUCACAGUUGAGUAGGGACAAAAGGCAAGUAAUUCUAUAUUAGAUAUCAGCAAACUAUGGCCCACAGGCCAAAUCUGGUCUGUAGUCUGUUUUUGUAUGGUCCUUAAGCUGAAAGUGUUUUGUUUUGUUUUUUACAUUUUUAAAGGGUUAAAAAGCAAACCAACAAAGAAUUGUAUGCAACAGGCUCAUAAAGCUAAAACAUUUACUAUCUGACCCUUUACAGAAGAAAGUUGGCCGACCCCUGUUUUAUAACAUCUAUACUUAAAUUUUAAGUUUCUCAGACAAAUUACCCUGCCUAGCCCAUUGCCAGGUAAAAGGUAUACAACCAUUCGGUAAGUUCUGGGUACCUCCAAGUAGUGUGUCUUUUUGAUCUGAUACUACAUUUCCGUGGAAAUAUCCAUCCUCGCCUUAGUGUUAGAAUGGUGAUUUUAUCAGCAUCUUGAGUGGUUUUGUUACUAGGCAGUGGAGAUAUGGGGUGCCUGUUCGAUUUGAUGCAUAGUUAGGUAGCCAUGAGAUAUUCAGACUCCUAAUAUGUCUAUAUACAAAUAUUAAAGAAUGAUUUGUUUUGGAACAGGAAGCAAAGCAGCCAUGAGGAUAUCUGCUUCCUUACAGAAAUAAGAUCUUAACUCUAUAGCAUUCAGAAAUCAAAGUUAAUGAACAGAAAUACACCUAACAGUGUAUUUUAAUUUUCCAUGUUAUGGACUGGGAUGCUCUAUCAAAGAUUAUAAUAUUAUAUAUUUCUUAGACGGAGUAAGAGACUGUGGUUCAGAGAACUUGGGACUUAUAGAUGUAUAGAGUUCCUGCUGUGUGUGAAACACUUUAUACAAGGAGGAGUAAGAGUCAUUCCUGGUACUAAAGUUCAAAAUAAAGAAGAGGGUAUUCGGAUUCUGCGUGAGGCAAGGGAGAUCGUGUAAACCAAACCUGGUUUAUUCUAAGGCAAUUUUGGAGGAAAUGCCUCCAAAAUACAUAACUUCUAUAGCAUGAGAGUGAGGUGAGCAGCAGGAGAGAAACGAUGCCUUGAGCUUAUACUUAAUGCAUUCUUAUACUGACAUAAGAGCUGAAUUCAGUUAUAUUCUCAAUUUUUUCGCGUGUUAGAUUGUAGAACUCUGCCAGGUUCCACACCAGCUAUACCUGUUUUCAUCAAGUAUAUUCUGACUCAUAGCGACCCUAUAGGACAGAGUAGAACUGCCCCAUAAGGUUUCCAAGGCUAUAAUCUUCACAGAAGCUGACUGACACAUCCUUCUCCUGCAGAGCAGCUAAUGGGUUCAAACCGCUGACAUUUUGGUUAGCAGCUGAGCGCUUAACCACCAUGCCACCAGGGCUCCUCACCCCAGCUAUAGGAUCUAACUAAGGUGUUUCAAUAUGUGGAAUGUAGACUAUCAAUGCCAAAAACACCUAUUUAAAACAGUUUGUAGUGUUCUAGUCUUGACCAGCUAAGGUAGCAUCUGUCUUGUUCACUUGUUGAUAGGAACCAGGUUUUAUAGAUUUGUGAAAAACUUCUUUUAGAUCUGAUACUUCAGAGCUUGAUUCCUUACCCAUGGCUCUACAUUUUAUAAGCACUAGAGUUGGUUUCCUUAACAGUGGAUGAGCAUACUUCUCCAAGUUACCCCUAAGAUUCUUUCUGAUUUUGUGAUUGAUUAUGGCUGAUUGUCAGACCUGGCUCAGGCCUGUGGUUCCAGUGACUCUAUCCUGAUUCUGAGAUUGUAUGCUCGAUGCCCUUUGUAUCCAAUGGGUGCUUGUUUACUUGUACAUAGAGUUGACAUAGGAGCCCUGGUGGUGCAGUGGUUAACUGCUUGGCUGCCAGUUGAAAAGUUGGCAGGUCCAAUUCACCCAGAGGCCCCCUCCACAGUAGAAAGACCUGGCAACCAGUUCCCAUAAAGGUUACAGCCUAGAAAACCCUGUGGGUCAGUUCUACUCUGUCAUAUGGGGUCACUAUGAGUCAGAAUCGACUCGACAGCACCUAACAGCAACAGAGUUGACACAGUAUUUUAUCAGCCUUCUAUUUGUUUGGGGACUAGCAGAUUGGUCUAUAUGCACCAAAUAUACCAGAGUUUACUAUGGAUUAAGUAAAAUUCCCUUCUCAUGGCCAUUGACUGCUGCAGUAUGUAAUUCUGAGAUUAUCAUUUAAAACUGUUUUACAUGUGUAGUCAUUUUAUUACAAUUUCCGUAAAGUGAGCUACCCUACAGCAUACCAGUUACUAGUUGCCGUUGAGCUUAUUUCAACUUAUGGUGACCCCAUGAGUGUCAGAGUAGAACUGUGCUCCACAGAGUUUACAGUGGCUGUAUUUUUGGAAGUAGAUUUCCAGGUCUUUCUUCUGAGGUGCCACUGGGUUGACUAGAACCUUCAACUUUUCAGUUAGUAGCCAAGCACGUUAACCGUUUGCAUCACCCAGGGACACUAUCCUACAGUUCUGACACAUGGCAACCCCAUGUGUUUCAGAGUAUAACUGCAUUCCAUAAGGUUUGCAGUGGCUCUGAGUGACCUUCCAGAAGUAGAGCAACAGGCCUUUCUUCGAAGGUGCCUCUGGAUGAGUUCGAACCACCAACCUUUUGGUUAGUAGCUGAGCACUUAACUGUUUGCACCACCUAGGGACUCCUCCCUACAGCAUGGCCAUUGCAAAUGUACUGUUAUGUUACAAAGUCACAUGACUGCUCUCUCUGCAAUUGCUAAAAUAGUCCAGUGUUUAAGUAUACAUUAUCCAUUGAUAUUUCUUUUAACACACAUUCAUUGAUGCAUUCACAUCUCUGGUUUCUGUAUUACAAAUGUAGUCUUUUUCUUGGUAAUUGUGAACUUACUUUGGCAAUGCUAAUUGCAAAUGUAGCUUCAUGUAACUAGAUACUGCAGCUAUAAAGUAAUUUGGAAUAAUACUUUAGUCAAUAAUCCUGUCUUUCUGUUGGAAAAUUUAUCAUAAAAGAAUUAGUGAGGUCAUCAUUUUUACCAUCAAAAAUAUUUUAUUAACUGCCUAAUUAUUCAUGGAAAUGAAUGCUACACAGAUUGGAGCAAACAAUGCCACCUGUAACCUUCUAAGACAUGUUUAUAGAAAAAUAACAUUUAAUAUUGUUGACUCACCUCUCUCAGUGGUAGUCAUUCUCUUGAUGUAGUUUCAUUGCUUAUCUCUCUUCAUUUUGACUGGCCAUUAAAAUACAUUUCCAGGUCAGUAUCAUUAAAGUUUUUAAAGCAAAAUUGAAAUGAUGUCUGAAGUUAUUCCUUGCCACCUAAGCCAAUUCUCAUUCAUAAAUGCUGACCUCAUAGCUCAGCAAAAUUGUGAAAAGUUUGCCUCUGUCUUCCAAUCUCAAAAUCACUGCCCUUAUGUUGGCAGUAUCAUGGCAAUAUUCGGUUUGACCCAGCCUCAUUCAGCCUGUCUUAUAUCAGUGAUUUUCAUAACGUUUUAGAGGAUGACAAUAGUGUUGGUAACAAUCACAGUUCCUGGAGAUCUUAUUGUAGUUGGAGAAGCAUAGUCAGUUUUGAUAAUACAAACUAAAGAAAAUAAAGCUUCCUGGAAUCUUAGGCAGUUCUCAAGUCACAGGCAGUCCCUGCCCAUCCGCAGCAUCCUCAUUUCAGUUUUACUAGCUGUUCUCCCCGUUAAAAUUUGCUUUUGCCCAUUUUUUUUAAGGGCCCAGGUCCCUGAAGCUAGUUAAUUUAAUAAACCAUGUUGUCAUGCUAAUAGGUACUACUUUAUCAAGUAAAGACAUUGAGUGGAUCUUUUGGAAUUAUUAAAACAAAAUGAAAUAAAAAAAAUUUAAUCUUUGUAAAAAGGAAGUUUAGGAUCAAGAUGAAGGUAGAGUCUGGAGGCAUGAAAUUUGGGGUAGGUAGUUAAUUAUAGCAUGUAAGCAGCCACAUACUGAGUUUAUAAAUAACUUUUGGUCCAGCUAAAGCAUUUAUGUCUUAAAAUGCAAAAGAUUUAUUAAAAUCAUAACCCUUCAAUACGAUCAGUAUAUAUGGAAAUUCAGUGUAUUUUGUAUCUUAGUCAUGUGUUCUGCAGAUUGCAAGGUUCAGCUAACUUCAAAAUAUGAUCUAGGAAUGUUUGGCCCUGAGAGAAGCAGAAGUUUAGUGUGGAUUUUUUUUUAAGGGUUCUCUAGUUUUCUGCACUUUUGGAACCUGAUAUUUUACUAGUUUCUAUAUAAAUGCUUCUUGUUUUAAAAAAGUGAUUUCAUUAAUUUUUCCUAUUAGUUUUAGUCAAGAAUUAAUCUAAAGUAGAAAUUUAUGGUAAUAUGAAUACAUUUUGGUAUACAGGCAUACCUCAUUUUGUUGCACGGCACUUUAUUGUGCUUCACAGAUACUGUGUCUUUUACAAAAUGACAGUGUGGCAACCUUGUACUGAGCAAGUCUGUCGGAGCCAUUUUUCCAAUAGCACGUGCUCACUUUGUGUCUCUGGGUCUACAUUUUGGUAAUCCUCGCAAUAUUUCAAACUUUUUCAUUAUUAUUAUUUCUGUUAUGGUGAUCUGUGAUCAGUGAUCUUUGAUGUUACUGUUGUAAUUGUUUUGGGACACCACAAACUGCACCCACAGAAGACAGCGAAAGUAAUCGAUAAAUGUUGUGUGUGUUCUGACUGCUCCACAGACAGGCCAAUUGCCCCAUCAGGCUUCCUCUCCUUGGGCCGCCCCAUUCCCUGAAACAUGGCAAUAUUGAAAUUAGGCCAAUUAAUUACCCUACAAUGGCCCCUAAGGGUUCAAGUGAAAGGAAGAGUUGCACAUCUCUUACUUUAAAUCAAAAGCUAGAAAUGAUUAAGCUUAGUGAAGAAAGAAUGUCGAAAGCCUAGAUAGGCCAAAAGCUAAGCCUCUUGCACCAAACAGCCAAGUUGGGAGUGGAAAGGAAAAAUUAUUGAAGGAAAUUAAAAAGUUCUACUCCAGUGAGCACAUGAAUAAGAAAGCAAAACAGCCUUAAUUACUGAUCUGGAGAAAGUUUUAGGGGUCUGGAUUGAAGAUCAAACCAGCCACCACAUUCCGUUAAACCACAGCCUAAUCCGAGCAGGGCCCUAACUCUCUUCAAGUCUGUGAAGGCUGAGAGAAGUAAGGAAGUUGUAGACGAGAAUUUUGAAGCCAGCAGAGGUUGGUUCGUGAGGCUUAAGAAAAAAAGCCAUCUCUAUAACAUGAAAGUGCACGGUGACGCAGCAAGUGAUGAUGUAGAAGCUACAGCAAGUUAUCCAGGAGAUCUGGCUACAACUGAUGAAGGGGGCGGUACGAAACAACAGGUUGUCCAUGCAGACAGAACAGCCUGGUAUUGGAAGAAGAGGCCGUCGUCUGUGGCUUCCAUAGCUGGAGAGGAGAAGUCAACGCCUGGCUUCAAAGCUUCAAGGACAGGCUGACUCUCUUGUUAGGGGCUAAUGCAGCUGGUGACUUUAAGUUGAAGCCUGUGCUCAUUUAUCAUUCCAAAAAUCCUAGGGCCCUUAAGAAUUAUGCUCAAGCUACUUUGCCUAUGCUCUAGAAGUAGAACAACAAAGCCUGGACGACAGCACAUCUGUUUAGAACAUGGUUUACUGAAUAUUUUGAGCCUACUGUUGAGACCUAUUACUCAGAAAAAAAGAUUUCUUUCAAAAUAUUGCUGCUUAUUGACAAUGCACCUGGUCACCUGGGAGCUCUGAUGGAGAUACAGGGAGAUUAGUGUUGUUUUCAUGCCUGCUAACACAACAUCCAUUCUGCAGCCCAUGGAUCAAGGAGUAAUUUCAACCUUCAAGUAUUACUAAAGGAGUACAUUUCGUAAGGCUAUCCCUGCCUUAGAUAGUGUUUUCUCUGAUGGAUCUGGACAAAGAAAACUGAAAACCUUCUGGAAAGGAUUCACUAUUCUAGAUGCUAUUAAGAACAUUUGUGAUUCAUGGGAGGAGGUGAAAAUAUCAACAUUAACAGGAGUUUGGAAGAAGUUGAUUCCAACCCUCAUGACUUUGAGGGGCUCAAGACAUCAGUAACUGCAGAUGUGGUAGAAAUAGCAAGAGAACUAGAAGUGGAGCCUGAAGAUGGGACUGGAUUGCCGCAAUCUCAAGGUAAACUUUAACGGCUGAGGAAUUGCUUCUUACGGAUGAGCAAAGAAAGUGGUUACUUGAGAUGGAAUCUGCUCCAGGUGAAGAUGCUAUGAACAUUAUUGAAAUGACUACAAAGGAUUUAGAAUAUUACAUAAACUUAGCUGAUAAAGCAGCAGGAGGGUUUGAGAGAACUGACACCAAUUUUGAAAGAAGUUCUACUGUGGGUAAAAUGCUAUCAAACAGCAUUGCAUGCUGAAGAAAAAUCUCUUGUGAAAGGAAGAGUCAGUUGAUGAAGCAAACUUCAUUACUGUCUUUUUUUAAGAAAUUGCCAUAGCCACCCCAGCCUUCAGCAGCCACCAUCCUGAUCAGUCAGCAGCCAGCAACAUCGAGGCCAGACCCUCCACCAGCAAAAAGAUUACGACUCAAUGAAGACUCAGGUGACGGUUAGCAUUUUUAAGCAUUAAAAAGUAUUUUUUAAUUAAGAUAUGUACUUUUUUUUUAGACAUAAGGCUACUACACACUUAAUAGACUACGGUAUAGUAUAAAGAUAAUUUUUAUGUGCGCUGGGAAACAAAAAAAUUCAUGUGACUGGCUUAAUUGCAACAUUUGCUUUAUUGUAGUGGCUUGGAACUCAACCCGCAGUAACUCUGACCAAUUCCUGUAUAUUAUAUGCUAAAAAAAAAAAAAAAAAAAAGCCUGAGUCUCAAUCCAAAGAUUGGAUAGGCUUAAAAUAGGCUUUUUAUUCCCAUAAAAGAUUUUAGAUGAUGUUGUAGAAAGAUAAAUACAGAUCCUGCUGUUUUGCUGAUUUGUGUACCUACUAAGUUUAAAAAUAAACAAGAAAUUAUGAAGUCUUUAAAAUGCUCAAAAUAAAACUUAAGUAAAAAGCACUCCAAAUUAUUGCAUGUUUUGAUUGCAGCUAUGUAAAUAUACAACUAUUUAAACAUGAAAAAUAUUAGAAGGUAAUGUAUCAAACUGCUGUGUGGUUAUAUUAAGGUACUAAAAUUAAGGACUUUUUUCCUUCUAGGUGUUAAUUUUUCUGUAAUAUAGUUGCUACUUUCAUGAUAAGAAGAAUAAAUAUAUUUUUACAAAAUAAAGGAAGCUAAGAUUAAUUAUAGAAAAACAUAUGCUGCUUCUAAUUAUAGAAAAUGUUUCAAAUGUACUUAUUAAAUAGAAGAAUAAUUCCUGUACCCAAAAGACCAUACUUUCUUUACUGUAUAUUUCAGUAUAAAAAGCAGCUCACAGCUCACAAUAUCAGGGUGCUAGGCAAUUUGCAAAAUUAGUAUCAAAUAAAAAAAUAUAUAUCAAAUAAUGGGGGUUAAAUAAAUGUUUGUUGUCUGCUCCAACUCCUUUCCAUCCCCCCACAGAAACUCCUUGAAUGAAAAGGUGGGUUCUUUUCUGUCUUCUUUAAAAAUUGCUGUAACCCUAGCACUUAGAAUAGUUCCUGGCACAUAGUAGGAGCUUACUGAGUAUUUGUUGAAUGAGUGAAUAAAUAACACAUAAGGGAGUUAAAGGAAUUAAUUAGCUGCUAAGCAAUAUGUUGACAGCUUGAACUUGCCGGCCACUUCUGGGGAGAAAGAUGUGGCAGUCUGCUUCGGUAAAGAUUUACAACCUUGGAAACUCUAUGGGGCAGUUUUACUUUGUCCUACACCAUUGCUGUGAGUGGGAAUCAACUCAACGGCAGUGGGUUUGGUUUUCAGUGGGUUUUAAGGGAGUUAUACAAUUAACUCCUAAUUACGUACUUAUAUGCAAAUAUUUCCAGUGUAAAUUACUGACAUUCCUUAAUCGUCCCACCUGGUUUAGGCUGAAAACUUAGUUUAGUUAUGAAACUUGUCACAAGGAUCAAACUAUUUGAUAUAGAAUGUAGAAACAAGACCAACCUUGUUAAGGAGUUACAUAUCCCAUUCCUCGUAGUAAAACACCCUGCCAUAAUGAAGAAUAAGCGUGUAGUAACAAGGGCACGGAGCCCUUGUGUGGUGCAAAGUGUUAAUGCUCACUGCUGACUGAAAGGUUGGAGGUCCAAGUCCACCCAGAGGUGCCUUGAAAGAAACGCCUGACAGCCUGUUUCCAAAAAAUUAGCCAUUAAAAACCAUAUGGUUGAUCACAGUUCUACUCUGACACACGUGGGGUUGCCAUCAGUUGGGGUUGGCUCCACCAAAUAUAUAUAAAAUAUAUAUAUAUAUAUAAAUAUAUAAAUAUAUAUAUAUAUAUUAUCCUUUAUAUUUUCACUGCCAGGAGACUUUUCCCUCUAGAUAAAGAUUGUACAAGAAACUGAAAACCUGAUGUAGAAAUUAUAAAGUCUCUCUUGUUUUGCCUGUCUCCCAUUUAAUAUUUAGUUUUGUGUUAUAGAACACAGAUUUAGGUAGUACUUAAAAAGCGUUUGACUUGAAGUCAAAUGCCAAGAUCUCUGCCUGGUUUCACCUUAAUAUUGGGCAAAUAAUGUUUUUUACGCUUCUGUCGUUCUGUAGGGAAACCCUGGUGACAUAGUGGUUAAGUGCUACUGCUGCUAACCAAAAGGUCAGCAGUUCAGAUCCACUAGGUGCUGUUGGAAACUCGGCGGGACAGUUCUGCUCUGUCCUGUAGGGUAGUUAUGAGCUGAAAUUGACUCGAUGGCAAUGGGUUUGAUUUUUUUGGUUUAUCGUCAUAUAACCCAGUGCCGUCGAGUCGAUUCCAACUCAUAGUCACCCUAUAGGACAGAGUAGAACUGCACCACAGGGUUUCCAAGGAGCGCCUGGUGGAUUUGAACUGCUGACCCUUUGGUUACCAGCCAUAACACUUAACCACUAUGCCACCAAUAGAGAUGCCAAUAACUCUGACAUGUCUAACUAGAAGAUUCAUUGUUACAUUGGGAUUAUAAAAUUCUGCCAGUUAGAAUUUAAAAUAUUCUAAAAACAGGACACAUAAAAGAAAAGCUACUUUAUUUUAAUUGUAAUUGAAAAAAUGAAUUUUGACAACUCUAAGGUAGUAUCUACCUCAGUUUUCUCCCUGUUAAAAUACAGAUUUUUUUAAUAUUUCAGAAAAAUAUUUACUAACUUCUAAGGCACCUGGUGGCAUAGUGGUUAAGUGCUACGGCUGCUAACCAAAGGGUCAGCAGUUCGAAUCUGCCAGGCACUCCUUGGAAACCCUAUGGGGCAGUUCUACUCUGUCCUGUAGGGUCGCUAUGAGUCGGAAUCGACUCCAUGGCACUGGGUUUGGUUUUUUUAAGGCAUUAUUUUAGUAUAUAUUUUCAACCCUGUUAUGUUGCUUUUCAGUGGAAACUUGGUCCUAUUAAAAUCUUUGUCUCAGAAACAAAAUGUAUUUUACAGGUUCAGCCUUUUUUUUUUUUAGGACCAAGUAAUUCAUCUUCAAUAUGUGAUUAUCAUAUACUUUUAAGAAUGAUUCAAGCUUAGUUUAUUUUUGCUUCUCUUCUUAUUUUUUUAAACUUCUCUUGACUUUAAAAAAUACAUCACUAUGAAUUCCUGGAAGAAAGCCAUUAUGUAAAUACAGGGUAUCUUAUUGCUAUUUAUGGAAUAUUUUUGUCAUUUUAUUUAGUGGUGGCUGAUUUUUUUCUGAGGUCUUUUUCCUCCGUUCUUAUGAGUCGGAAUUGACUCAACAGCAGUGGGUUCGGUUUUGGGUUUGGUUAAGUAAUCUGCUAUCCCCUGUCCCAGCUAAUAAUAUUUCCUUGUUGACGUCAUUUUUUCCUUAUUUAUGGAUUGAAAAUUGACACUGUUAAUAAGGACAGUAGGUUUCUAAAGGGUCAUAUUAAAUGUUUGGAAACCCUGGUGGCGUAGUGGUUAAGUGUUAUGGCUCCCAACCAAGAGGCUGGCAGUUCGAAUCUGCCAGACGCUCCUUGGAAACUCUAUCGGGCAGCUCUACUCUGUCUUAGAGGGUCGCUAUGAGUCGGAACCGACGGCAGUGUUUUUUUUUUUUUUUUUUAUUAAAUGUUUUGAUUGUCUUUACAUUUUCCUUGCCCCCAGCCCUCCCUGUCUCCCUCCCUCUCUACCUUUCUUCCUUCCUGCCUUUAUGUGGAAGGAGGAGGGAAUAAUUAACCACUUCUUUCAUUUCACCACUUUCAAAGUGAGGCACUAAAAUCUAAUGUCUACCUAUAACAUUUUGUUUCUUCUUUUGAAAUAUUUUCUUAGUAAACCAAAAACCAAACCUGUUGAUGUCAAGUUGAUUCCGACUCAUAGCAACCUUAUUUUAUAGGACAGAAUAGAACUGCCCCAUAGAGAUUCCAAGGAGCACCUGGUGGAUUCAAACUGCCAACCUUUUUGUUUAGCAGCCUUAGCACUUAACCACUACGCCACCAGGGUUUCCAUUUUGCUAAUACCAAACCCAAAAACCAAACCUACUGCUGUUGAGUCAAUUCCAACUCAUAGCGACCCUAUAGGACAGAGUAGAACUGCCCCAUAGAGUUUCCAAGGAGCGCCUGGCAGAUUCGAACUGCCGACUUCUUGGUUAGCAGCCAGAGUACUUAACCAUUACACCACCAGGGUUUCCAUUUUGCUAAUAGCUUCCAUUUUAUUUGAUUAAAGAGGUUGAUGGGGGAUGGGCAUGUAAGAAGAAGAGAACCUACAGAAGGAAGACAUUUUAUAACUGUUAAAACAGUUUUUUCAGGAGAGUGAUAACAAUUCCUCUCCAUACCAGUGGCACAGGAUAGGACAGGCCAAGAGAAGCCAGGAACUAAAGUUGAUUCCGGCUCAUACAAGGUGGCGGAUAAGGGUCUCAGCAAACACAGAGCCUUAGCCAGAAAGUUAGCUAUAUUAGGAAGGAGAAUAUAAAUUUAUAUACAAUAGAAAGUGGCAUCUGAUUUGAAACCAGAAAAGACCAGGAAAAGAAAAGUAAGUUGACUCCAAAUACUGAAAUAGAAGCUGGCACCCAAGGGGUCAGUAGGGAGGAGGCAGGAGGAAACAUAACCAGUUAAGACCACUGAAACAAGGAUAGGGAAGAGCAACACUGCACAGAUUUGAGGCGUUCCACUUGAGUGUGAGGAAACUAGGAAUGGCAGGUUUUGUUGGCAGCCAGUGUGAAGCAACGUUCCCUACGUCAUUAUUAUUGUUAUUAAUGGUAAUUAUCAUUGAUUGUGACAGAGAGGCUAAUAUAAAUCUUAUAUUUUGAAUAAUGAUAUUUUCUAACAUUCAGUCCGAUAGGAAAUUUGUUCUUGCAUUAGCUCAGUCUCUUUGCAAAACUCUUGGGCACCAGAGCAAUUACUAAUAUCCAGGGCUUUUAAUAGCUUUUUGGCUAUUGUGUAGGAAGCCCCAGAGUUUCCUUUUGAAAGGUGACCAUGCAUCAUCCAUGUGAGGAUUUUGAGAAAGUUGAUUAACAUUUACAAAUACUGUUUUAAGUCUUCUAACAUAAACCCUUAUCUGUUAUUCUGCACUCCAAAAAGGUCUGGGUUGCAGGGGAACCCACGCUUGUUUAAUAAGAACAAAUUAAAAGUAUGUUUAGUUCAGGCAGUCAAACCUGACUUGAAAGAAACGUAUUUGGUGGCAAAUCCACAGCUAAACUUACAUGAGGCUAUUUAUAGUCUGUAUUUUUCGUAUGUGAAUAUCCCUAUAUUUCACUACAGAAAUAUUAAUGUGUUUGAUUUUUAGGUGUUGCCCCAGAACCUGCUGGGAGUGUUACAUCAUGUCUUAGUUAUCUAGUACUGCUAUAACAGAAAUACCGCAAGUGGGUGGCUUUAACAAAGAGAUAUUUAUUUUCUCACAGUCUAGUAGGUUACAGGUCCAAAUUCAGUGUGUCAGCUCCAGGGUAAGGCUUGUCUCUCUGUCGGCUCUGGAGGAAGGUCCUAGUCUUCAAUCAUCCCCUGGUCUAGGAGCUCCUCAGGCGCAGGGACCCUGUGUCCAAAGGCUGUGCUCUGCUCCUGGUGCUUCGUUCUUGGUGGUAUGAGGUCCCCGACUCUCUGCUUUCUUCCCUUUCCUUUUAUCUCUUGAGAGAUGGAAGGCGCUACAGGCCAUACCCCAGGGAAAAUCCCUUUGCUUUGAAUCAGGGAUAUGGCCUGAGCAAGAGUGUUACAUCCCACUUUAAUCCUUUUAACCACAGGCAGAGAUUAUAAUUUAUAACAUGGAGGAAAAUCACAAAAUAGAGGAUAACCACACAUGGCCUAACCAAGUUGACACAUAUUUUGGGGGGACACAAUUCAAUCCAUUACAUAUCAUAUACAGUAUAUAUACUCCCAUAUUAAAUUUCCAAAACAAAUGGUCAGCUCUGAAACUCCUAAGGGUUUCGGGUGAGAGAUACUGUGUGCCAUUAGUAGUUUUAGUCAUAACUCUGGAGUCAACAUAUUUAGUAAUCCAUCACCCUGAAAAGACAAAGAUAUCUCUAAUCUGCAUGUCAGUGUUGUCAUUCAGAACCUAUUUUCUCAUAGAAAUACUGGUUUCCAAGGUAGUUAGGUGUUAUGUUUUGUAUUGUAGUUGUUAAGUGCCAUUCGGUAGGUUCCAACUCAUAGCAACUCUGUGUACAACUGAACAAAAUACUUCCUGGUCCUGCAUCGGUCUCAUAAUCAUUGCUAUGUUUGAGCCCAUUGUUACAGCCACUGUAUUAGUCCAUCUCAUAGGGAGUCAUCUUCUUUUUUGAUGAUCCUCUACCUUAUCGAGCACGAUGGCCUUCUCCAGGGACUGGUCUCUCCUGAUAACAUGUCCAGAGUAUGCAAGAGGAAGUUGCACCACCCGUUCUUCAAGGAGCACCCUGGCUGUGCUUCUUCCAAGAUGGACUUGUUUGUUCUUCCAGCAGUCCAUGGUAUAUUCAGUAUUCUUUAUCAACACUAUCAUUCAAAAGCAUCGAUCCUUCUUGGUCUGCCUCAUUCAUUGUCUAGCUUUCACGUGCAUAUGGAGACAACUGAAAAUAUCAUGGCUCGGGUCAGACAUACCUUAAUCCUCAAAGUGACAUCUUUGUUUUUCAGCACUUUUGAAGCAUGGAAACCCUAGUGGUGUAGUGGUUAAGUGCUACAGCUGCUAACCAAAGGGUCGGCAGUUCGAAUCUGCCAGGCGCUACUUGGAAACUCUAUGAGGCAGUUCUACUCUGUCCUAUAGGGUCGCUAUGAGUUGGAAUCGAUGCGAUGGCACUGGGUUUGGUUUUUGGUUUUUUGAAGUAUAUUUGUCCAAUGCAAUACAUGGUUUGGUUUCUUGACUGCUGCUUCCAUGGACGUUGGUUUUAGAGCCAAGUAAAAUGAAAUUCUUGACAACUUCGAAAUUUUCUCUGUUUAUCAUGAUGUUGCUUAUUGGUCCACUUGUGAGGAUUUUUGUUUUCUUUAGGUUGAGUUGUAAUCCAUACUGAAGGCUGUAGUCUUUGAUCUUCAUAAGUAAGUGCUUCAAGUCCUCUUUACUUUCAGCAAGCAAGUGGGUGUCAUCUGCAUAUCACAGGUUGUUUAAUGUCAUCUUCCAAUCCUGAUACUAAAUGCUCAUUCAUGUAGUCCAACUUCUUGGAAUUUUUGUUCAGCAUACAGAUUGAAUAAGUAUGGUGAAAGGAUACAACCCUGAUGCACACCUUUCUUGAUAUGAAACCACGCAGUACUCCUUGUUCUGUUUGACCCAACCUUGGCCCCACCCUGGCCCAUUCCCAAACAUAGACAUGCCCUUAUUGUAGCCUUCACCUGACUUCUGAGGCUCACUUCUUAUGCUCGUGUAAUGAGAGUGCAGAUUCCACUAGACUCAGACCAUUACUAAAGGCUCUAUUAGCCAACAGGAUGCAGAAUGGCGUGGGGAGGGGGGUGGUUCUAUUUGCCACUCCUAGCUUCACAUUCCACUACUUAUCUUGAAGUACUUAACUGAUGAAGACCAAAGACUACAUACACCCUUCAGUACGGAUUUCAUUACAACAUAAAGAAAACAAAAAUCUUUACAACUGGGCCAGUAAGCAACAUCAUGAUAAAUGGAAAAAAUAUUGAAGUUAUCAAGCAUUUCAUUUUACUUGGAUCCACAAUCAGUGCCCAUGAAAGCAGCAGUCAAGAAAUCAAACAAUGUAUUGGGUUGGGCAAAUCUGCUGCAAAUGACUUCUUUAAAGUGUUAAAAGCAAAGAUGUCACCUUGAGGACUAAGGUGUGCUAGACCCAAACCAUGGUAUUUUCAAUCGUGUUAUAUGGAUGUGAAAGCUAGAAAAUGAAUAAGGACAACCAAAGAAUUGAUGACUUUGUAUUAUGGUGCUAACAAAGAAUAUUGAUAUGGACUACCAGAAGAAUAAACAAAUCUGUCUUAGAAGAAGUACAACCAAAAUGCUCCUUAGAAGCAAGGAUGAUGAGACUUUGUCUCACGUACUUUGGACAUGUUAUCAGGAAGGACCAGUCCCUGGAGAAGGACUUCAUGCUUGGUAAAGAAAACGGUCAGCAAAAAUGAGGACAACCCUGAAUGAGAUGGGUUGACACAGUGGCUGCAACAAUGGACUCAAGCAUAAUAAUGAUUGUGAGGAUGGUGCAGGAGCAGGCAGUGUUUCAUUCUGUUGUACAUAGGGGUGCUGUGAGUUGGAACUGAUUCAAGGGCACCUGACAGCAAUAACAACUGCUUCACGUUAAUUUUAUUCUUUUCGUCUUUGGACCCUAGGAACUGCCGUGCCUAAAUAUCUUUCUACCUAUAACACUUGUAGUUCCAGUAUUUAGUUAGAAGUAAAUGGAAUCAGGUUUCCACCUUCCUCUUUCCACCACUUCACUUUUAACUUUAAUUUUGAAUGCAUCUCCUGUUUAACCCUUCCUUAUGUCUCUCAAUCUUCCUUUCUUAAGAAAGGGUAAUGGUUUUUACUACUAAUAAUAAUGAAAAAGAGGAGUAAGAAAUACAUGGUAGGUGAUUGGAGCUAUAAAGUAGCUGAGGAUGGGAAAAAAGAAUAUUGGAGUACAACUGCCAAAAAACAGCAUUGCCUUUUGUGUCUCUCAUGCCUUUUUAUUUUCUUACAGAUUAUUAGUUUAUGUGACAGUCAGUUUCCAAAGGAAUACUCUCAUUGGACCCUUUUCCUACAAAUGAUUUCUCAAUCUCACUCCAUCCUGUACAUAUAAUAUAUACAUUAUGUUGUAAUUUGACUGCUUUUAAACAAACAUACUAGAACUUAUUCUUCUAAACAACUGCCUUUCCUUAGAAGCAAUCACGUGAAUUCUGUGCCUUUAUAUUAGUAAUGCGCCACCUUGCUUCGAGAACUCAUUAGGCUGUCGGCAGAGCCUGUACCAUUAUUUUUAAGGUUAUCUGCAUUAAUUAGCAGCCAUUUUUUGAGGAUAAGUUAGAAUUUUAUAGAUAACUAUCAUCCUGACAGUUCUUGUCUUCAGAUAAGCAAGGGUUUUAUUUUUGUUUUCUGUUUAUAUUUUUGUCAAAAUCAAGUAAAAAUUAAAAAGCAAAAGACUUUUGUAGGGCUUUUAAAUGCAUUUUAAAAUUGUUCUAGGAAUUUCAGGUUUUUUUAAAUAAUUGUAGCCUUGUAAUGCUGUACUUUGAAUGGAGCAAAAUUUCUUUGAUGUACAGAUUCCUGUAUAUGUUGAUUUAAAAUACAGAGUCAUUAUUAUUUUAGGUGUAUUAUUAUAUAAGUGUAUUUAAAAUUCAGGUAUAGACACAUGUAUAAUAUGAGCACAUUGGAAAGUUUAAGCUAUGGGAAUUAGCUGCAAAAGAAAACAUUUUCUGAAAACUUAGCAUAUUUUAACCAUUUUGGUUAUUUUGAUCUGAUAACUAUACCUGGAAUAGCAGAAGAGAUUGAUGUAGACUAUUUUAAUGAUUACAAGUACUCUUUAUUAAGUACUUACAAAAUAACAGGUAAUUACUGGGCAUUGUAUAUUAAUUAUCACAGUUUUCAUAACAAUUCUUGGAAAUGUUCUGUCCCCUUUUAGAGAUGAGGAUACUUGAGGUCCAGAGAGCUGAAGGGACAUGCCAUUCAUUGAUCACAUGCCUACUACUUGUUUUUCUUGGAAUUUACAUAUGAAAAUAUUUUGAGGCCUGUGAUGAAAGGAGAUUUCUCAACAGGAGGUUAAGGAAAGAAGGGAGGAAAGGAAGAAGGAAACCCAAUAUUGACAAGGAUUCAGGAAUCCAGACAUCUUCAUAUUUCUUACUGUCAAGAAUGUUACUUGGUACACAACUCCUAUGGAGAGCAAUUUGACAAUGUAUAAAAAAAUUUUUUAAAUAUUUAUGUUUGUGACAUAGUGAAAUCACUUCCAGGAAUUUAUAAAAAAAAAUUAAAGAUAUGUGCUGCGAUUUAGCUACAAGAGUGGUCAUUGCAUCACUUUAUAGAAAAUAAAAUAUUGGAAGCAUGUAAUUGCCUCACAAUAAGAGAGUGCAUUGAAUUGAAUGUGAAAUACCCAUAUAAUGAAAUGCUAAAUAAAAAUUUUAAAGAUAUCUUCGAAGAAACAUUUAUGUUGUGGAAAGAAGUUUAUAUCUUGAAUGGAAAAAAAUAAUUGAAAAUUAAAAUACACAGUUUUUUAAACAACGAUGUAUGAAUAGCUAUAAACAAUGUCAGAGGAUGAACAGUAAUAUCUCUUGGGAAAGAGGUUUUGAAUGAGUUUUAAAACAUUUUUUUAAUUUGUAUAUUCCGCAACGAUCUCAGCAUUAUUAAAAAUAGAUGCUUUUAAAUUAUUAUAUGGGAAACAUAAUAACAAUGCCAAUACUCUAAUAUAGCUAUUUAUAUUUUUUCACACUGACUUCCAAGUCUAACGCUUAAACACAUGUACUGUUAUGUAGUUAAAAUUAUUCUACAUACGUAUUUUGUAAUUUUCCUUUAUCUUUGACAUUUACUGGGUAUUUUUCUACAUGGCUUUACAAUUAUCGAUUUGAUGGCAACAUUGUAUUCUAUCUGAAUUUUAAUACAUUUUCACCAGUUGUUCAAAUGUUUACUUUGUUUUCAGCAUUUAUAUAGAUAGCACGUUAAUUAAAAUACUAAAAAUGAUAAUUAUGAAGAUAAUAGUAAUGGCUACAGUUUAUCCAGUAUCUCUCUGUUGCUUCCAAAAGUUUUCACAUUUAAUUCAUAAAACAACUUUAUGAGUUAAGACAUUCUUAUCCUCUUAUAGCUGGCGAAAUUGAGGUUCAAAGAAGUUAAGUAGCUCAUUGAUUACACAGCUAGUGAGAAGAUGAGCUAGAAUUCAGUCCAGGUUUGUCUGAUUCUAGCACACAGGCUUUUUCUGUGCAUGUUUCUAAAACUGGUUCCAAUAAUGUUAACAGAAAUGAAAAUUACUUUGCAUUAAUUCUGUUUUCUGGAUCCCAUAUCUAUUUCAGAAUUUUUCAUAAAUUGUCUUUUAGUUUCCAAUACUGUUGAAAAGACUUAGUACUAUUCCAGUUGUCUUAUUGUAUGUAACAGCUUCCUCUGCCUAACCUCUGAAAGCUUUUAGGAUCUUCUCUUUUUCCCCAGUGUUUUAUAUUUUCUCAACGAUACACCUUGUUGUUGAUUUUAUUUUCAUCACUUGGCCUGCACAUUAGAUGACAUAUUCCAUUUGAAAAUUUUAAUAAAUUUAUGCUGUUAUUUUCAUUCCUAAUCUUUUGUUUUCUGCUUCUUUUCUAUAGGUUCUAAUUUUUGUUAGGGCCAUAGUGGCUCAGUGGUUAAGCAUUUGGCUGAUAACCAAAGGUUUGCACUUCAACUCCACCACCCAGUCCUUGGAAACCCUAUGGGGCAGUUCUACUCUGACCUAAAGGAUCACUAUGAGUCGAAAUCAACUCCAUAGCAAGGGGUUUAGUUUGGUUUUUUUUUUGUAUACAACAUAGCUUUUUUAGCUGUGAGGUUUCUAAAUAUAUUUUGUUGACAUUUCUUCUGUUCCCUGAAUUAUAUCCGUUUCUCCAAGUUCAUUGUUUAUCUGUCUGUGAUUUAAAUCCUGUCUUUCAGAAUUUUUUUUUUCUCUUGAUCCUAAAUUAUGUUAUAAGCAGAACUUGUUAACUGGAGAGCGUUACUGAGAGUUGAAUGAGUAGCAAGCAUUCAGUCAAAUGUCCUAUCUAAAGCUAUUUACUUUGGGCAGUUCAGAUUAUGCAGAGAGGAAUUUUCCAGUCUCUUGCCUCUGAAAUAAAAGCCUGGAUGACAGCAUCCUGGGAGACUGUCAAGUAAAGGGAUUAAAAUACUUAAUCACACUUUUUAAACAAGGAACCUUAGCCCACUGUCAGCUUUUCCUGGCAUCUCUGAAUCCAAGACCUCUCUAGUUCGGCCUCUCUAGAGAAUAAAACUUCAGUUAUCUGCAGUUCUAUAAUUUCUGGGCAUAUUCUUUUAACUUUUUUAUAUGAUUUUUUUUUUAAUUGUGCUUUAAGUGGAAGUUUACAGUUCAAGUUAGUUUCUCAUACAAAAAUUAAUACACACAUUGUCAUGUGACCCUAGCUGCACGCCCUAUAAUGUGACAGCGCACUCCUCCCUUCCACCCUGGAUUUCCCAUGUCCAUUCAACCAACUCCUGUCUCUUUUUGCCUUCUCAUCUCACCUCUGGGCAGGAGAUGCCCAUUUAGUCUUCCGUAUCUACUUGAACUAAGAGGCAUUCUCUUCAUGAGUAUCAUUUAAUCUAAUCUUUGUCUGAAGAGUUGGCUUCAAGAAUGGUUUCAGUUCUGGACCAGUAGAGAGUCGGAGGGCCAUGCCUUCCCUCCAGUCUGAGACCAUUAAGUCUGGUCUUUUUACUAGAAUUUUAAUUCUGCACACCACUUUUCCCCUGCUCCAUCAGAGACUCUGUUGUGUUCCCUGUCAGGACAGUCAUUGGUAAGAGCCGGAACGAUUUAGUUCUUCUGGUCUCAGGUUGAUAGAGUCCCUGGUUUAUGUGGCCCUUUCUUCCUCUUGGGCUAAUAUUUUCCUUGAGCCUUAGGCGUUCUUCAUUCUCCUUGCUCCAGGUGGGUUGGGACCAGUUGAUAUAUCUUAGAUGGCUGCUUGCUAGCUUUUAAGGCCUCACCAAAAUGGGAUGCGAAACAUUUUCUUAAUAAACUUUGUUAUGCCGGUUGACCUAGAUGUCCCCAAAAACUGUGGUCCCCGGACUUGGGCCCCUGCUACUCUGUCCUUCAAAGUUUUUGGCUGUAUUCAGGAAACUUCUUAGCUUUUGGUUUAGUCCAGUUGUGCUGACUUCCCCUGUAUUGUGUGUUGUCCUUCUCUUCACUUAAUAUGAUUCUUGUCUACUGGCUAGUUAGUGAAUUCCAUUCUCCUUCCCUCCCCACCCUCAAAACCAUCAAAGAAUGCUUUCUUCUAUGUUUCAAACUUUUCUUGAGUUCUUAUAAUAGUGGUCUCAUACAAUAUUUGACCUUCUGCAACUAAUUUCACUUAGCAUGCAUGCCUUCCAGAUUCAUCCGUGUUAUGAGAUGUUUCACGGAUUCAUCAUUGUUCUUUAUCGUGGCAUAGUAUUCCAUUGUGUGAAUAUACCGUAAUUUUUAUCCAUUUGUCCAUUGAUGGGCGUCUAAGUUGUUUCCAUCUUUUUGCUGUUGUGAACAGUGCUGCAAUGCACAUGAGUAUGCAUAUAUCUAUUCGUUUGACGACUCUUAUUUCUCUAGGAUAUAUUCCAAGGAGUAGGAUUACUGGAUCAUAUGGUAGUUCUAUUUCUACCCUUUUAAGGAAGUGUCAAAUCAAUUUCCAAAGUGGUUGUACCAUUUUACAUUCCCACCAGCAGUGUAUAAGUGUUCCAGUUUCUUCACAACCUCUCCCACAUUUAUUAUUUUGUGUUUUUUGGAUUAAUGCUAGUCUUGUUGGGGUGAGAUUGUCUCUCACUGAAGUUUUCAUUUGCAUUUCUCUAAUGGCUAAUGAAUAGAAAUAGAAAAUCACUUUUAUUUGCAACAAUUAUUCUGUUCAUCGAUUCAACUGAUGCUGAAAUUAUUGAGUGAAAGACUGUUCGGGAACAGGAUAUUCACAUGGUCUUAAUGUAUCAUGCCACAGAUUACUUAUUAAUUAGAAAGGAAAAGAUACCUUUAAAAUGGAGAAAUCUGAGAGAGAUCAUCUUAUCCAAAUGAUUAAACUUCACAUCACUAGUAAAGGACAAUCUGAUAUCAUGUGUCUCCCAAUAUGAUUCACUUCAGAAGGACAAGCCGCCACUUUUUGUUGUAUUCUUGCCAAUAAUGUUUAAAUUAAAUCGAAUUAUGAGAAAUUAACCAGACACAUUCAAAUUGAGGGACAAUCUGCAAAAGAACUGGCCUGAACUCUUCUAAAAAGUCAGUGAUGUGAAAAAUUAAACAAGGCUGAAGAUUUGCUCUAGGAUAAAAGGAAACUAAGAUUUAUUGGAUCCUGAUUUUGGGGAAGGGGGGGGAAUAGUAAUAACAAAAGAUUAUCUAGGGAACUUUGAGGGCAAAUGGCAAAAUGCAAAUAUGAAUUAUGAAUUUUAUCAUAUUAAUAUCAAUGUUGAAUUUCCUGAAUGUGAUUAUUGUAUCAUCACUAUUAUGUAGGAGAAUAUCACUGAAGUUUUUAUGGGUGAAGUGCUCAGUGUGUAUAACUAGCUCUUAAGUCAUUCAGUAAAAUAAAUUAUUUCCAUCCACUCACAUAUACACACACAGAGGCACAUACUCAGGAGAGGAGAAUUGCAAAUGUGGCAAGAAGUAAAAGGUGAAUGGGUGCUUUAAGGGAGUACUCUUAUUAGAACUUAGAUUAGGAAAUUUUUCAAAGUAAGAACUUGGAAAAAGUGAAAUACAUUUUGUAAUUCUCAUAUAUAAUAUCUUAAGACUUAAAUUCAGCUACCAUAUACCUAAAGCUAUAUCCCUGUAAUUUCUCUGUUUUAUUGCAUAUUUUCUCAGCCUGUACAAGAAAUUGUAUAUGUGACUGUGUGCACAUACACACAUGCAUUUGUGAAAAUCUUUGAGGUCUCUACACAAAUUUCCCAAGGACUCUCCUGUGCGUAUGUAUGUUCUGUUGGUGGUUUUGCUCUGUCAUAAAUAUCCUGAACUAAAUUUUUUUUUCUUUUUUUUUAGAAAUGCUACUGUUAACUUUUCCUGAAAUCUUUUCCUAAAAUGGCCUCACAAACCUUUGUACCAAAUAUUUUCUGCUUGGUGAAAAACGAAUGUCUUUAUGAAGUUUUAACACUUUGCAAAAUAAAAUAAGCAUGAGGGAUUGUCACAUGAACCUCUUUGCAGUUCAUGGUUUUUUAUGCUUAAUAAAAAUAGAUUCUUAAGUGCUAUUUCUUCUCCUAACAAAUUUAUAAUUUUUAAAUAUAUAUUGUUGAGUCAUUAUCUACUUUUCUUUUACCUACUUAGCUACCCAAUUAUAUGUAAAUUUAAUUUUUUAUUUAAAUCCAGUUCCCAUCAUAUUCCAUUACGGCUUGUCAGUCACAUUUGGUCAAUUACAGUGAUGAAGUUGAAAAAUAAAAAUCUUCCAAUCUGAACUCAAAAAUCCUAAGAGGCCCAACUCUGCUACUGAAGAGCUGUAAAACUCAGGCAUCGGUUUGAUCAUGUAAAUGUAUGAGUCUGUUUGGUCAUCUAAAAAUUUUAUUAUACCACAUACCCAAAUAAGAAUCACUGAUAUUACUCUAACAUACAGUGGGUCUCCCGUGCUCCUCUGUUACUGCGUGGUUUUUACAGCUGUUCUCACCCAGGCUAUAGCUAAAAGCUUGCUCCUUUCAGCACAUAAAUUUUCUCCAGCUCUAACAUUUGAGGAGGGCUGGGGUUGAGCAAUGACCUACAGCUUCUUCUUAAACUUUACAGUAAUCCAUUCAGUGAUGUAGUGAUUGAUGAUUUCCUUUUGCUCAUGAAGUUUAUCUCUCAUUGAAUACCAGGUUCAUUGUAUUUCAUCUGCUAGGAAUAUUACCUUUUUGAAAUAAUACUUAUAUUUAUAGUACCUGCUCACAAACUUGUACUAUUAAUGUUUUUGGCAUUUACCAUUAAUGCCUUCUAACCUGUCUAAAUGUUGACAUCCCCAGUUUUGUCAGACGACUGGAGAGUAAACCAAAAAACCAAACCCAGUGCCAUCGAGUUGAUUGCGACUCAUAGCAGCCCUAUAGGACAGAGUAGACUGAACUGGACUGGAGGUUAGAGGAGCUUAAAAUGACAUGGGUAGAGAAGCCAUUACAAUACUUCGCCUGUUCCAAAGGACUGUGGGUAGCCUCAAUAUACUUCAUACUGUGAUAAACAGCCAAUUUUCAGCAUGGAAUUUGGGUGCUAAUAAGUAGGACAGGAAGGUAAGACUGGAUUAAUAAGUGAUGUGCUCAUUCCUUUGCUUUUAUAUACCCCAUUUUUUCUCUUUGUGACUAAUUUGAAGAGUAGUAUUAUGUAUACCAUGUGGUAAACUUAACAUAGCAUUUUGAUUCUUUUUCUGUUUUUUAAAUUAAUUUUGUUAUAAAAUAAUAUUUGUUUUCAUUUUAGAAAAUAUAGAAGAAGGCAAUAAAAAUCAUAUGUUAAUUUCAGCCUCCAGCAAUAAUUUGCUGUCUCAAUCUUUCUCUUCAGGGAUUUUUAUUUUUCAAAUAAGUUCAUAUUGUAUAUGCCAUUUUGGUACCUGAGUUUUUUCAUUAACAUUAUAUCGUGAACAUCUUUCUAGAUUAUUUAAUUGCUUUCUCCACUAUUAUUUUAUAUGGCUGUAUAGUAUUGUGCAGCUAUUCAAUGAGUUAAAAGUUUCCUAUUGUUGAUCUCAGUUUUUUAUUAUUGUAUUAGUACUCUAAAAACAUCGAUAAACCUUUGGGUAGAAUUUCUUUUAAAUAAAAAAUAUAAUUGCAAAAUAAAAGAGGAUUCAAAAAUUUUUAAUUUUUAUACAUAAUCUUAAACUGCUUUUUCAUGAGUACGCUAUACUGAAAUAGCUUAAUAUACCAUUUAGAAAAAACCGGUAAGGAAAAUGGCUGGUUUAAAUACUAUGAGAACUCCAGAUAAUCUCUUAACAAGCUAUGAAGUUGGUAGCCUAAAGGCUUGGAGGUGAAAAUAAGUUACAAAGUUACUUUCUGCUAUCCUUAGGAAUAAUGGAUAAUAUCAUUAUGAGUUUCAAAAGUUAUGUUUAAAUAACAGCACAGGGCAUUUUACCAAUAUGUUAAAGCUAUGAUCUAAUACUGUUGUACAAGUUGCUUUUUCUUUUUUAAUUUAGUAACAUAUUGUUAACAUCUUCCCAUAUUACUACAUAUAGAUUCACCUUACUCUUUUUCAUUUCUCCAUGAUAUUCCAUGGUAUGAAUGUACUAUAUUCUAGUAAAUAAAUUCCCUAUUGAUAAUCAUUUAGAUUGUUUCCUUUUCUUCUCAGUCACAAAUGGUGGCACAUUGAAUGUCUUGUACAGACAUCCACAUGCUUUGUUAUUUCCAUAAAAUAAAUAAAAUGAUUCCAUAAAAAAUAAAGAAUGAUUCCAUAGAGUUCUAUAAAAUAAAUAGAUCUGCAGUGAUGGAAUUGCUUUAUGUUGGUCAUUGGUAGAAGGCAAUGAUAAGACUUGGAGCUCCAAUAUUAGAGCUCAAAUCCAGCCUCCACUACUUUCCAACUUUGGUGAGCUGAUUGACCUUACUAAAAAAUUAAGAUAAUCAUAAAACCCACUUAGUAGAAUUGCUGCGUUCUAUAUUCUAAUGAGAAAGUUGACAUAAAACAGUUACUACGUACCUGUUGCACGUGACACAUACUAAGUGCUGAAACCCCAAAGCGUCUGUCAGUUUGUCGUACUGUAGGGGCUUGCAUGUUGCUGUGAUAUGCCACUGGUAUUCAGAUACCAGCAGGGUCACCCAUGGAGGACAGGUUUCAGCUGAGCUUCCAGACUAAAACAGACUAGGUAGAAGGACCCGGCAGUCUACUUCUGAAAAGCAUUAGCCAGUGAAAACCUUAUGGAUAGCAGCGGAACAUUGUCUGAUAUAGUGCUGGAAGAUGAGCCCCCCAGGUUGGAAGGCACUCAAAAAAUGACUCCAAGUAGAGUCCACCUUAAUGAUGUGGAUGGAGUAAAGCUUUCGGACCUUCAUUCGCUGAAGUGGCACGACUCACAAUGAGAAGAAACAGCUGCAAAGAUCCAUUAAUAAUUGGAACCUGAAAUGUACAAAGUAUGAAUCUAGGAAAACUGGAAAUCAUCAAAAAUGAAAUGGAACACAUAAACAUCGAUAUCCUAGACAUUAGUGAGCUGAAAUGGACUGGUAUCGGCCAUUUUAAAUUGGACAAUCAUGUAGUCUACUAUGCUGGGAAUGACAACUUGAAGAGGAAUGGUGUUGCAUUCAUUGUCAAAACGAAUGUUUCAAGAUCUACGCUGAAGUACAAUGCUGUCAGUGAUAGGAUAAUAUCCAUACGCCUACGAGGAAGACCAGUUAAUACGACUAUUACUCAAAUUUACACACCAAACACUAGGGCCAAAAAUGAAGAAAUACACGACUUUUAUCAGCUGCUGCUAUCUGAAAUUGAUCAAACAUGCAAUCAAGAUGCAUUGAUAAUUACUGGUGAUUGGAAUGCGAAAGUUGGAAACGAAGGAGGAUCUGUAGUUGGAAAAUAUGGCCUUGGUGAUAGAAACAAUGCCGGAGAUUGAAUGAUAGAAUUUGGCAAGACCAACGACUUCUUCAUUGCAAAUACCUUCUUUCACCAACAUAAACGGCGACUAUACACAUGGACCUCACCAGAUGGAAUGCGGAAAUCAAAUUGACUGCAUCUGUGGAAAGAGACGAAGAAAAAGCUCAGUAUCAUCAGUCAGAACAAGGCCAGGAGCCGACUGUGGAACAGACCAUCAAUUGCUCAUAUUCAGGUUCCAGCUGAAACUGAAGAAAAUCAGAGCAAGUCCACAGGAGCCAAAAUAUGACCUUGAGUACAUCCUACCUGAAUUUAGAGACCAUCUGAAGAAUAGAUUUGACGCAUUGAACACUAGUGACCGCAGACCAGAUGAGUUGUGGAAUGACAUCAAGGAUAUCAUCCAUGAAGAAAGCAAGAGGUCAUCAAAAAGACAGGAAAGAAAGAAAAGAACAAGAUGGAUGUCAGAGGAGACUCUGAAACUUGCUCUUGAGCGUCGAGCAGCUAAAGCAAAAGGAAUAAUUGAUUAAGUAAAAGAACUGAACAGAAGAUUUCAAAGGGCGUCUUGAGAAGGCAAAGUAUUAUAAUGACAUGUGCAAAGAGGUGGAGAUAGAAAACCAAAAGGGAAGAACACGCUCGGCAUUUCUCAAGCUGAAAGAACUGAAGAAAAAAUUCAAGCCUUGAGUUGCAAUAGUGAAGAAUUCUAUGAAGAUAUUAAACGACACAGGAAGCAUCUAAAGAAGAUGGAAGGAAUACACAGAGUCAUUAUACCAAAAAGAAUUAGUCAAUGUUCAACCAUUUCAAGAGGUGGCAUAUGAUCAGGAACCAAUGGUAAUGAAGGAAGAAGUCCAAGCUGCUCUGAAGGCAUUGGCGAAAAACAAGGCUCCAGGAAUUGCUGGGAUAGCAAUUGAGAUGUUUCAACAAGCAGAUGCAGCACUGGCGGUGCUCACUCGUCUAUGCCAAGAAAUAUGGAAGACAGCUUCCUGGCCAACCGACUGGAAGAGAUCCAUAUUUAUGCCUAUUCCCAAGAAAGGUGAUCCAACCAAAUGUGGAAAUUAUAGAACAAUAACAUUAAUAUAACAUGCAAGCAAAAUUUUGGUGAAGAUCAUUCAAAAACGACUGCAGCAGUAUAUCGACAGGGAACUGCCAGAAAUUCAGGCUGGUUUCAGAAGAGGAUGUGGAACCAGGGAUAUCAUUGCUGAUGUCAGAAGGAUCCUGGCUGAAAGCAGAGAAUACCAGAAGGAUGUUUAAUUGUAUUUUAUUGACUAUGCAAAGGCAUUUGACUGUGUGGAUCAUAACAAACUAUGGAUAACACUGCAAAGAAUGGGAAUUCCAGAACACUUCAUUGUGCUCAUGAGGAACCUUUACAUAGAUCAAGAGGCAGUUGUUUGGACAGAACAAGGGGAUACUAAUUGGUUUAAAGUCAGGAAAGGUGUGCCUCAGGAUUGUAUUCUUUCACCAUACCUAUUCAAUCUGUAUGCUGAGCAAAUAAUCCGAGAAGCUGGACUAUAUGAAGAAGAACGGGGCAUCAGGAUUGGAGGAAGACUCAUUAACAACCUGCGUUAUCCACAUGACACAACCUUUCUUGCUGAAAGUGAAGAGGACUUGAAGCACUUACUAAUGAAGAUCAAAGACCACAGCCUUCAGUAUGGAUUGCACCUCAACAUAAAGAAAACCAAAAUCCUCCCAACUGGACCAAUGAGCGCCAUCACAAUAAACGGAGAAACGAUUGAAGUUGUCAAGGAUUUCAUUUUACUCGGAUCCACAACGAACAGCCAUGGAAGCAGCAGUCAAGAAAUCAAAAGACGCACUGCAUUAGGUAAAUCUGCUGCAAAGGACCUCUUUAAAGUGUUGAAGAGCAAAGAUGUCACCUUGAGGACUAAGGUGCGCCUGACCCAAGCCAUGGUAUUUUCAAUUGCAUCAUAUGCAUGUGAAAGCUGGACAACGAAUAAGGAAGACCGAAGAAGAACCGAUGCCUUUGAAUUGUGGUGUUGGCAAAGAAUAUUGAAUAUACCAUGGAAUGCCAAAAGAAUGAACAAAUCUGUCUUAGAAGAAGUACAACCAGGAUCCCCUUUAGAAGCAAGGAUGGCGAGACUGCGUCUUACAUACUUUGGACAUGUUGUCAGGAGGGAUCAGUCCCUGGAGGAGGACAUCACACUUGGCAGAGUACAGGGUCAGCCGAAAAGAGGAAGACCCUCAACGAGGUGAAUUGACACAGUGGCUGCAACAAUGAGCUCAAGCAUAACAAUUGUAAGGCUGGCUCAGGACCAGGCAGUGUUUUGUUCUGUUGUGCACAGGGUCACUGUGAGUCAGAACUGACUCGAGGGUACCUAACAACAAGUGCUAAAAUAUUCACUAUUCUUACAGAUUUCCUUCUUUAGUGAAUUUGUUUCUUGUGUUCAGUUUUCUUUUGGAUAAUUUGUCUUUCAUACUGAUUUAUAGGAGGAUUUUUUUAUAUUAAGAAUAUUUAUUAUUCUCUUUUAUACCUUUUAAAUAUUUUCGUAACAUAUCUGUUAUUUUGCUUUAUGGUGUUUUUUCCUGUAUUUUAAUUUUACAUUUUUGUUUAGUCAAAUGUAUCUGUCUUUUAUUUUAUGGUAUCUGGCUUUUGUGUGGAGCCCUGAUGGUAUAAUAGUUAAUAGCUUGGCUGGUAACCAAAAGGUCAGCAGUUCAAAUCCACCAGCCACUCCUUGGAAACCCUGUUGGGCAGUUCUACUUCACCCUGUAGGGUUGCUAUGAGUUGAAAUAGACUCAUCGGCGAUGGAUUUGGUUUUUGAUUUUGGCUUUUGCAUCAUGCCAGGAAAGAAAAUCACUACCCCAAGAUUAUGAAAUUAUCUUCCUGUGUUUAGUUCUAGAGAUUUUAUCAUUUUUAUUUCCUACGUGUAAGUAUUUAUUUAUAUCUUUAAUGUGACAAACAUUGCUCCCGCCUCCCCCGCCCAGGGACAUAUGGGAAAUUCUAGGGUCCUUUUUGAUUAUUACCAGGAUUGAGAAGGCACUACUGGCAUUCAGUGGUCAGAGCCAGGGAUGUCUGCCAUACUGCUGCAAUGCUAGGGAUAGUCCCUCAACAAAGAAUUCCAGAGUUCUGCUUGGCAGAUCUUACUGUUGCUUUCUGCCAGCGACUAACAUAUGAAAAGUAAGCAUCAAAGAAUUAUAAUAAAAAUAACUAUGGGAUUCAUCCGUUGCUUCUCAGAUUAGCUGACUUUAAAAAUAAUGAUAAUACCUCAGCAUGGGUAGACAUUAUAAAUUUCAGGUAACAAGGUUAGGUAUGUACGUUAGCGCAACUUAUUUUGUUUUAUUGUUUACUGUCCCUUUUCAUGGUAGUAUGAUUCUGUUUUGUUGAAAACAAAGUUAGAAAUUUUCAGUCUUACCUCCUGUUUUUUGCAUUACAUCUCUUUGGAUGCUACUUGCGCUGUUUGCUGUGAUUGGUCACCUAGACCUUUCUCUUUUCAGCUGCCGAUUUUACUUUUAUACUGGUAAUCCUUUAGUUCAGGCCUUUACCAUGUAUCACAAUGGUCAAAUAAGUCAUUCCUUAUUAUUUUAUACAUUUUCAUUUAAUAUAGGUAAGAGUAAGAUGAUAGAGUUUGAGUUUAUAUCUUCUACUGAUGUUUUUUUAAGAAUAGUACUACAAAGAUUGAUAAAGACAUAGCAUAUAAAUAAUUUCCCAUAAGUUUCAUAUCUGUCAGUUUUUUAAAAAGAAAAUACCACAAAAGUAGCUGGGGUAAAAAAAAAAAAAAGACUUUUCUAGAAUAUGAAAGCAUCUUUGGAGAUUAUGAUAAAAAGGUAGAUAUCUGUAGCUUCUAUGGCAUUUCUGUAGCAAGUGCAGAAAUGGAUUUCUUACUGCUGUUUCUUAUUUGCUUUUCAGUUUAAAAAAUGGAGUUUCUUCAAAGGGCUAAGAUAUAGCCCUAGUUUGUAGCAUUUUGGGGGUUAUGUUUUAUCUAACGAUAGAACUUACAAUACUUAGAACAACGGAUGAAUUACAUCACUUUCAUUCAGAUAAUUUUCCACAUUCUUGUUCUGUAAGCUAGAACUUGCAUAGAAGCUAGAGAGAAAGUGGUUUUUCAUAGUUGCUAGUCUGGGUUUUAGUUCAAGACAUACCCAUAUAAUUUUUUUUAAUAAUUUAUUUUUCUUCUUGUUGAGAGUAUGCACAGAACGUAAACCAAUUAAACAAUUUCUACAUGUACAAUUCAGUGACAUUGAUUACAUUCUUCAAGUUGUGCAGCCAUUCUCACCCUCUUUUUCUGAAUUGUUCCUCCCCCAUUAACAUAAACUCAUUGUCCCCUAAGUUUCCUAUCUACUCUUUCAAGUUGCUGUUGUCAGUUUGAUCCCUGUAGAUAGUUCUUUAAAAGAGCACCAUGCUCAAGGCAGACAUUCUUUCCUGAUUAAGCUAAAUUGUUGUUUGGUUUAAAGAAGACUUCAGGGGAUAUUUUUAGUUUAAGGUUUAAAGAUUAUCUCAGGGAAAUAGUUUCAUCAAUCCUCAAUGGCUCCAGAAAGUCUGAAUUCCAUGAGAAUUUGAAAUUCUUUUCCACAUUUUUCCCCUUUUGUUAAGGAUUCUUCUAUAGAAUCUUUGAUGGAAAUAUUCAGUUAUGGUAGCUGGCACCAUUCAGUUCUUCUGGCCUUAUGUCAAAGGAGGCAGUUGCCGAUGGAGGCAAUUAGCCGUGCAUUUUGUUUCCUUCUAUUCCUGACUAUCCUUCUUCCUCUGUUGACAUAUCUAUGUAUUCUUGAAAGCCAGAUGAACAAAGCGUAAAGUUAACAUGGUCUUUAAUAAUUAAAGCAACUAACCAGAACACACACCUGGAUGGAGAAGUAAUUAAGCCUCUGUACAUAAAGGAACACCUGUAUUUAAACCACCACUGUUGCUGCCACCACCAUCAUUAUCAUCGUUGUCAUCAUAUCUCUUAAGUACCUAAUCUGGCAGGCACUAGUCUCAGGGCUUUUUAUGGGUUAUCUCAUUUAAUUCUCGAAAGAACCAAGUAAGGUAGAUAUUAUUAUCCUCAUUUUUCAGAUGUGGAAACUGAGGCAGAGAGCAUCUAAGUAACUUGCUCAGGGCCUCAUAGCUAGGAAAAAAAAAAUUCACACAGAGACACAGAGUGAGUAAAAAGCCCAUACUGAUACUGCAUCUUCAAUAAACGUUUAGGGUCUGCUGUAGCACGUGGAAAAAAGUGUUGACUAAAAAUAGAUUUCUUUCGCAAGUAGUUUAUGUAAGGUAAAAACAUGACGUUUAAAUUAUUCUUUAACACUUUUAUUGAGAUAUAAUUCAUAUACCCUAUAACUUACCCAUUUAAAGUGUACAAUUCAUUAAUUUUAGUAUGUUCACAGUUGUGCAACAAUCACCACAAAUCAAUUUUCAAAUGUUUUCAUAGCCCCAAAAAGAAACCCUGUACCCGUUAGUAGUCAUUCCCCACUCUUCCUUACCCCUACGUCAGCUGUGUGCAAUCACUAAUCUGUUCUCUGUCUCUAUAGAUUUGCCUAUCCUUGACAUUUCAUACAAAUAUGUAUGAAUAUGUAAUCUUUUGUCACUGGCUUUAAUUUAGCAUAAUGUUUUCAAGGUACAUCCAUGUUAUAGCAUUUAUCACAAUGUCAUUCCUUUUUAUUGACAUAAUAUUUCAUUGUGUGGAUAUACCACAUUUUGUUUAUCCAUUCAUCCACUGGUGAACAUUUAGGCUGUUUCUACUUUUUGCUAUUUUGAAUAAUAGUGCUAUGAAUAUAGCACCCAAGACUUUUUGUGCACAUGUUUUCUUUUCUCGUGGGUAUAUACCCAGGGGUGGAAUUGCUGGAUAAUUAAUAUUUGAAGAACUGCCAAACUCUUUUCCAAAGCUGCUGCACCAUUUCACAUCUCACCAGCAACAUACAAGGGUUCCAGUCUUUUUUUUUAUCAUGUUUUGAGUGAAAGUUUAUAAAUCAAGUCAGUCUCUCAUGCAAAAAUUUAUAGACACCUUGCUUUGUACUCCUAGUUGCUCUUCCCCUAAUGAGACAGCACACUUUUCUCUACCCUGAAUUCCUUGUGUUCAUUCAGCCAGCUCCUGUCCCCCUCUGCAUUCUCAUCUCCCCUCCAGACAGGAGCUGCCCACAUGGUCUCAUGUGUCUACUUGAGCCAAGAAGCUCACGCCUCACCAGUAUAAUUUUCUAUCUUAUAGUUCAGUCCAGUGCCUGUCUGAAGACUUGGCUUUGGGAAUGGUUCCAGUCUUGGGCUAACAGAAGGUCUGGGAACUGUGACCUCCAGGGUCCUUCUAGUCUUAUACCAUUAAGUCUGGUCUUUUAAUGAGAAUUUGAGGGGUGCAUUCCACUGCUCUCCUGCUCCAUCAGGGAUUUUCUGUUGUGUUCCCUGUCAGGGCAGUCAUUGGUUGUAGCCGGGCACCAUCUACUUCUGGUCUCAGGCUGAUGGAGUCUCUGAUCUAUGUGGCCCUUUCUGUCUCUUGAGCUUCUAAGAGUCUUUGGUGUUCAUCAUUCCCGUUUGCUCCAGGCGGGUUGAGACCAAUUGAUGUAUCUUAGAUAGCCACUUGCAAGCAUUUAAGACCCCAGAUGCCACUCACCAAAGUGGGAUGCAGAAUGUUUUCUUAAUACAUUUUGUUAGUCAGUUGGCCUAGAUGUCCCCUGAAACCAUGGUCCCCAGACCCCCGCCCCUGCUACUCUGGCCUUCGAAGCGUUCAGUUUAUUCAGGAAACUUCUUUUCUUUUGGUUUAGUCCAGUUGUGCUGACCUCUCCUAUAUUGUAUGUUGUCUUUCUCUUCACUUAAAAUAGUUCUUGUCUACUAUCUAAUUAGUAAAUACCCCCUCCCUCAUGCCCUCCCCACCUCUGUAACCAUUUGAGAAUAUUUUCUUCUGUGUUUAAACUAUUUCUUGAGUUCUUAUAAUGGUGGUCUCAUAAAAUAUUUGUCCUUUUGCAACUAAUUUCACUCAGCGUAAUCCCUUCCAGAUUCCUCAGUGUUAUGAGGUGUUUCAUGGAUUCAUCAUUGUUCUUUAUCCAUGCGUAGUAUUCCGUCAUGUGAAUAUACCAUAAUUUAUUUACCCACUCAUCUGUUGAUGGGCACCUUGGUUGCUUCCAUCUUUUUGCUAUUGUAAACAGUGCUGCAGUGAACAUGGGUGUGCAUAUGUCUGUUCAUGUAAAGGCUCUUAUUUCUCUAGGAUAAAUUCCAAGGGGUGGGAUUCCAGAUCGUAUGGUAGUUCUCUAUUCCCAGCUUUUUAAGGAAGCACCAAAUCGAUUUCCAGAGGGUUCCAGUCUUGACAUAUCCUCUCCAACACUUGUUAUUGUCUGUCUUUUUUUAUUUUGCUGUCCUAGUAAAAUGUGAAGUGGUAUCUUAUUGUGGUUUUAAGUUGCAUUUUCCUAAUGUGUAGUGAUGUCUAGCUUAUGCUCAUUGGCCAUUAUUAUAUCUUCCUUGGAGAAAUGUUUAUUCAGAUAUUUUUACCCACUUUUUUAAUUGAGUUUUCUUUUUGGAGUUCUGGUGGCACAGUAGUUGAGAGAUCAGCUGCUAACCAAAAGGUCAGCAGUUUGAAUCCACCAGCCGCUGCUUGUAAAUACUAUGGAGCAGCUCUACUGUGUCCUAUAAGGUUGCUGUGAGUCGGAAUCAACUCAACGGCAAUGGGUUUGGUUUAUUUAUUUUUUUAGUAAGUUAUAAAAGUUCUGUAUAUAUUCCAGAUACAAGUCCCUGUCAGAUACAUGAUUUGCAAUUAUUUUUUUGCCUACACUGUGGGUUGUCUUUUCACUUUCUUAAUUGUAUCCUUUGCAGCACAAAAGUUCUGUAUUUGAUGAAGUCUAUUUUAUUAUUUUUUCUUUUGUCUCUUGUGCUUUUGGUAUUUUAUCCAGGAAUGCUUUACCUAACCCCGAGGUCACAAAGAUUUACUCUUAUGGUUUAGGAGUUUUAUAGAUUUAGCUCUUACAUUUAGGUCUAUGAUCUGUUUGGAACUAAAACUUGUGCAAAGAAGUUUUAUUCUUUUGCAUGUGGACAUCUAGUUGGCCUAGUGCUGUUUGUUGAAAAGAUUGUUCUUUCCCCCAUUUAAUGAUCAUAGAACCCUUGUCAAAAAUAAAUUAAUCAUAAAUGUAAGGGUUUAUUUGUUGACUUUCAGUUCUGUUUCAUUGAGCUAUAUGUAUAUCCUUAUGCCAGUACCACACAGUCUUAAUUACUGUAGCUUUGUAGCAAGCCUUGAAUUGGUAAGUAUGAGUCUUCUAACUUUGUUCUUCCUUUUCAAGAUUGUGUUGGGUAUUCGUGAUUUUGCAUAUGGAUUUUAGCAUGAGCUUGUCAAUUUCUGUAAAAUCACCAACUGAAUUUGCAUUAAAUUUGUAGGUCAAUUUGGGGAAUCUUGUCAUUUUAACAAUAUUAAGUCUUCUGAUUCAUAAGCAUGGGAUGUAUUUCCAUUUAUUUAGGUCUUCUUUAAUUUCUUUCAACAAUGUUUUAUAGUGUUCAAAGUACUCAUCUUGCACUUUUUUUUAAAUAUUCAUAAGUGUUUUCUUUUUUAUGCUAUUGUAAAUGGAAUCGUUUCCUUGAGAUUUCAGAUUGUUUAUUGCUGGUAUAUUGAAGUACAGUUGGUUUCCUAUGUUGAUCCUGUAUUCUGCAACCUGCUGAGCUUGUUUAUUAGUUCUGAUAGUUGUUCUGCAGAUUCCUGAGUGUUUUCCAUAUACAGGAUCAUGUCAUCUGCUAAUGGGGAGAGUUUUACUUCUUACAUUCCAAUCUUGGUAUCUUUUUUGUUUUUUUCUCUGCCGAAUUCCUUUCCCUACCAUCACCAGUACAGUGUUGAAGAGAACUGGUGAAAGUGGACAUCCUCGUCUUGUUCCUGAUCUUAGGGGAAAAGCGUUCGGUCUUUCUUGUUUAAGUAUAACGUUGUUAAUUCCCAUCAAGUCGAUUCUGACUCACGGCCACCCCAUGUUGUUAGCUGUGGCUUUUUUAUAGAUGCUUUUUAUCAGGCUGAGGAAGUUCCUGUCUGUACCUUGUUUAUUGAGUGUGAUGUUUAAAUUAUACAAUUAAAAACACAUAAUACUGCAUUUUUCCACUGGAUUCAACAUUUCGAAUUUUAGAAUCUACAUCAUACAGAAAUUGCAGUAAGUAAAAUACCCUUCCAUUAUAUUAGCAGCAUGGUCUGGUGCUUCUACUGUCUGCCUAUAUGAACUUGGGCAGCUUUAGCUUCUGUGCAGUUGAAUUUCAUCAUUUAUAAAAUAAAGUUUGACAUUAGUGCCUACAUCGUAGAACUUUAUAGAGAUUAAUCUGUUUACAAGUAAAAGCGUUUUGACCCACUGUAAAUGCUAAUAUGUCUUAGUUUUUAUUAAAAUAUGUAUAAUUUAUGCAUGAGUUAUCCCAGCAUAUUUUUUCACACAUACGGUUUAUUUAGAAAGGCAUUGUUUUAAGGAAAUCACAUAUUUUUAUUCGAAGGUUUAUUAAAUUUCUUGGUGUUUUAUGAUACAUAAAUUGGUUAUAAUAUUCAAGUAAACUUGUCUAUGGCUACAUAUCUAAAAUCAGGUAAUAGAAGACUCAAAAAUCCUUGUUCAGUUGUUGGAAAGUUUUUAAGUUCAUGUUGUUUGUAUCUAUGCCUUGCCUAUUCCUAUAGAUGACUUCAGUUCUUCAGAUCCUGUUUUAAAAAGUUUGAGAGGCAUCUUCCUGAUUUUGAUAAUUUUAACUAAGCUACUUCCUAAGAGGACAUGAAUUAGUAGCUAUGAAAAGCAACAAACAUAUCUAGCCAUUAGGGACUAGAUCAUUAAGGAUAUCCCAAAAUUUAAAGAAGUAAGUUUCUGGCCUUUUUAUAUCAGAGUAAAAAAAAAUUAUAUAGUAUUCCGAGAAUUCCUUUGAAUUUUUAUUGAAAGAGAGAAAGGAGACAGAUAUAAUGUUUUCUUAUUGUUAUGAGUUAGACAUAUAGAUAUGAGAAGUUUCAAAAUGAAAUCCUUUGGAUUUCUUUGGAAUCAGCGAUGGGAUUAUCAAUUUCAACAUGUUGAUUUUCUUGCAUUUUUGGAUAACCAUUGCAUGUGAUUUAUCCUCAUCCUAUAGAACUUGAAUACCAUUUUUAAAUCUUUCUUUUUACUGUCCGGAAAAAGUAGGUUUGAAUGACCCCACAUACACUUUUGAUAAAAAUUAAUUUUGCACAAGCAACCAUUAGAACACAAUUGCUAAUCAAUCCAAACCAAAUCCAGUGCCAUCAAGUCGAUUCCGACUCAUAGCGACCCUAUUAGACAGGGUAGAACUGCCCCAUAGAGUUUCCAAGGAGCACCUGGCAGAUCCGAACUGCUGACCCUUUGGUUAGCAGCCAUAGCACUUAGCCACUAUGCCACCAGGGUUUCCCAAUUGCUAAUAGCUAGGUAAAAUAAUACAAGGGGCCAGAGCACCAAAAAUACUUACCUCAAACUCUUGGAUUAAAGUAAUUCCCUUUCUCCUUAGGCCCUCACUAAUUUUAUUGACUCUUAAGAUAGAUUUCUAGUUGUCUAAUACCCAAAUGUUUAAAAGCAAUACCUGAAUAUAUUUAUUUAUAUAGAAGUAUUUUAAUAGAAAAGAGAUGACUUUCAUUAAGAGAGGAAUCUAAAAAAAUGAGACACAAAAUAAUACUGUGACCAAAAAACCAAACCCACUGCCGUCGAGUCGAUUCCGACUCAUAGCAACCCAAUGGGACAGGGUAGCCCCAUAGAGUUUCCAAGGAGCACCUGGUGGAUUUGAACUGCUGACCUCUUGGUUAGCAGCCAUAGCACUUAACCACCAUGCCACCAGGGUUUCCAAUACUGUGACAGUUUAUCAAAAUAGAUGGAUUGGAAUUAAAUAAAGUUAAAAAUAUUACUUGACGUGUAUCAUAUAUUUUAGAAUGCUUUUCUUCAAAAGAUGUACUUUUUUAAAGAUUUUUGAUGUUUGAAAAGUAAAUAUCAGCUAAUUACAAAAUUAGUUAACACUUCAUUUCCAAAAAACUGCAUAAAUGAGAUCUUUUAUUCUCUUAACUGUUCCCUCAGCUUUGCUUGAUAAAAUAACAGAUAAAAUGGUAUCCAUUCAUUAAGCUGUUUUUUGCCUGUAUUCGGUAAACUGUGUUAGACUCAAAAUGCCAAAUAAACAGUCAAUAAUGCUAAAAGUAGAUGUGAAAUCAGGCUUUGUAAAUUGUAAAGUAAUAUGGUGGUGUAGCGGUUAAGUACUAUGGCUGCCAACCAAGAGGUCGGCAGUUCAAAUCCACUAGGCGCUCCUUGGAAACUCUGUGGGGCAGUUCUAUUCUGUCCUCUAGGGUCGCUGUGAGUCAGAAUCAACUUGACAGCAGUGGGUACACAGAGGUUUAUUUGUGGCAGUUUUCAUCACCUUCAGGGCUACAUCUUGCUUUAUUUUUACUGUUGCUUUUUUUUUUAAGGUACAUAGGCUAUCUGUAUGAACUGAAUAUGGGAGGUCAUACGUAAGUCAAGGGAAUGGCGUAGUCAAAAGCAGAGAGGACUAAGGAUAGAGAGAUGGUGGUGGGUAGUGGAUUGUUGAGUGGGAUGUAGUGAGAGCAGAGAUUAUGCAACUUGGUGUUCUCAUCAAGCACUGCUCUUCUCAAGUUUUAUCUUAAAUCCUAAUUUUUUUUUAAGUCUCUUCUUUAUCACAUAUGUUGGCACAUAAUAAGUACUUAAUAAAUAUUUGUGGAAUUAUUAAAAACUGAGGAGUGUGAACCUUAUUCUAUAGUAGUGGGAAACCUUUCAAAGUUUCAAGCUAAGAGUGUCAGCUAAAUAGACUUAUGUUUUUGGAAAAUGAGUUUGAUAUGAAUUAACAUGGGGAGUUUAGAAACAAGGAGUUUAGAAGGCUAUUAUAAAACAAGUGAGAGAUGUAUGCAAGUUAUGGGACCUUAAAAAGAAGGGAAAAUGUUAGAAACUAUGGGUAUAAAUUCAGUAGUGUUUGGUGACUGGUGAUUGGCUAGAUUAGGAGGCUUCUAAAAAGAAUAAGAGCCUGAAGUGAUUCUGAGGUUUCUAGUAUGAAAGUUUAUGGUUUCAUUAACCCAUAUGUGGAACAAAUAUCAAAGUAAGACUGGGGAUUAAUAAGAUGUAUUGUGUUUUGAAUAUGUUCAUUGCACAUUGACAAUGCGAUAUCUACUUGGAAAUAUCCACCAGACUACUGGAAAUAGUCCUGUACUAUUCACAAAUGAGAGGUUGGUCUAAGGGAAAGAAUCUAAAUAGAUCCGAGUUGACGCAGUUAAAAUAGAUGAAGUCCCUAAGGGAGGUGUCUGUGCAGGGAGAAGACUGCUGAGAACAGAAACUUGGGGGACAUGUAUGUAAAGUUGGGCAGUAGAAGAGAACAUUUAGAAAGCCAAGAACUCUGAAGAGUGAAAGAUCAGACAAGGCAAAGGACAGAUUAGGAAGAAAGCGUUGAUAAUGCCUUCAGUUAUGACAAUUAACAUGAAUGUGCAAUUGUCCAUGGUGUUUUUUUAAGAAACUAAUUUCAAGAGCAAUAUGUGUGUUUUAAAAAAUUUACUGAGUUUAAGAAGAUAGUGAAAAUUAAGUGCUUAUUGAGAAUUCUUCUUUUGGCUCAAAAGGUGUAUUUAUUUCAUUUUAUGUAAGUGCUUAUAAGCUAUGUUUCUAAUUUACAUACAUUAUAAAAAUAGAAUAGUGGCAAACAUCUUGUUUUUGCCUUUUUCUAAUCCAUUCUUCAUAGUGCAACCAUAAUCAUCUUUCUAAAAGGUGAAUGUGAUCAUGAAAAACAUGUAAUGAACUAUAUAAAUUCUUAUGCUAUUCCUUGCUAUUCCUUCUGCUUGAAAUACUCUUCCUGAUAGUCUCUGCCUUCUAAUUCAGUACUCAUCUUUAAUGUCAUCUUGGAAGCCUAUCUUCAUCCUCAAAGGUGCUUCCAGCAUAGCCCAAUAGCCUGUGUGUUUAACUCCUUUUAAUUCUUAUCACAUUAUACACCUACUUAUCAUUUACCAACUAUCUUGUUAUCCAACAUUCAAUAUUUACGACAAUAAAAAAAAAAUCUACAUUCUGACUAUUCUGCACAUUAACGAUGUACGACUGGCAGUUAAUGAAUGCCAAAGUGCAAGGUGAGAGUAACUCUGGCUGUGAUGGGUAAGGUUAUGUGUCAGCUUGCCUGGGCCAUGACUCUCAGUGGUUUGACAGUUGUGUAAUGAUGUGAUUUGGCAGUUAUAUAAUUACGUUGUUGUCCUCCAUUUUGUGAUCAGAUGUGGUCAUCCUCCACUUCACAUAAUGUCGAUUCUCACAUAAUGACCUGCUCUUUGGAAUAUGACUGUAUCAAUAAGGGAGGAGUGUACUGAAGGUGCCUUAUUUUUCUGUCUCUUUCACAGUCUAGGACUGUGUAGCCAACAAAAGGGGCAUGGCUGUCAUUUAAUAGACUCAGUGAGAAUGAAUGAAUGAUAGUGUAAAAUGUUUUCAGAAUUUUUCUAAGUAAUUUUUAAACAUUGGCUAUAAAUUUUUUUUGGUGUGCUGAAAAGGAAAGUAAAAAAAAUAAAUUAUACAGCUAUGCGACACUACCUUAGAAGGAAAUGAAAAAUGUACUGGUAGUACAAGAGAAUGCUUUCUUCUCUCUUUGGCCGUUUUAAGAGGAAGCAAUAACUAAAAUAAAGAUGUGUCCAAGAAGUCUAUUAACUAGCCAGCCAGAACAUUGAGAAUUGUAGGUCAAAAGUAGGUACCUUUAAAAGAAAAUGUGCUAGAGAUUUUGGAUGAAGAAGUAUAAUUUUGGUUAUUAGGUGACUAAAUAUGGCCUUCCAUACAUGAUAACCGUAAUGUUCAUGCUAGCUGUCACUACUGUAUAUAAACCAAAAAAACCAAACCUAUUGCCGUCAAGUAAUUUCCAACUCAUAGCAAUCCUAUAGGACUGAGAAGAACUGCCCCGUAGAGUUUCCAAGAGGUGGCUGGUGGAUUAGAACUUCCUGUUGGUUAGGAGCGGAGCUCUUAACCACUGUGCCCCCAGGGCCCCUCACCAUAUAUAGUGAGUGCUUUCUCCUGUUUCCCUCCUAUACUCCCCACACACACCAAAAAGAAAAAACUAACAAAGCUAUCUUUUGUACUUAGUUUCUCAGGCUGCGAUAGUAUAUGAAUUAGGGUGUAAAGAAGAGGCCUCUAACCUGGGCUAUUUUAAUAAUGGAAGCAAUGAUAAUACCGUCUUUUUCUCCCUAGAUUCUUACACUUAAGUUGUAGUUGGAAGUCCCUGUUCCAACAGGAUGGAUAGUAGACACAUGUACAACACACACCUUACUCAAGGAGGCAUGUCAGAAUGCACUUAAUUGAGAGACAGAGUCUAAUUCACACUAUAAGGCUAUCUUGAAUUUUCCUUAAACUGUUUUGCAGACUUUGGUAUAUAAUAUUAGUAACAACUUACUUGUGAUACCCUAAUUUAGAAACACUUCUUUAAAAAGCAUGUCUUCAUAUCUUACUUUACUGAUUCUUACAAUAGUCCUGUACUUUUUGGUAGACUAGGUCUUGGUAUUCUGAAGGCCAGUAACAAGUAGUUGCCCAAGGACCCACAUAAAGAAAUUAAGUUUUCCGCUGGACACCCUUUUAACGCAGUAUUAAAGUCACUCCUGAGGUUCACCCUUCAGCCAAAGAUUAGACAGGCCCAUAAAACAAACAAUAAUACACGUAGCUUAACCGUGUAUAUGAGACUUAAUGGGCACACCAGCCCAAGGACAAGGACAAGAAGGCAGUAGAAGACAGGAAAACUGGACAGAUGGAAAUGGGGAACCCAAGGUCAAGAAGGGUAGAGUGUUGACACGUGGUAGGGUUGGCAACCAGUGUCACAAAACAGUAUGCGUGUUGUUGCAUGAGAAGCUAAGGUGCUUUGUAAACCUUCACCUAAAGCACAAUUUUUUUUAAAUCCUUAAAAAAAGAAAUUAAGUUUCUUGCUCUGUAGGCUGGACCUUUUUCCUUCAUGCCAUAUUGCUAUGUAAUGGACUAAAAAAGAUAAUCAGCACAAAAAAGUUAUGCAUAAAUUUUCAUAUAGAUGUAUUUAUAUAUACACAUAUACACACAUGCAUACGUUACAUUUAUACAUACGCAUACACACACACACACAACAUGCCUGUGUUAGCAGUGAGUUACUCUUUAAAUAUUUGAAACAUACUCUACCAGCAAAUAUCUAAAGCUUCAUUUCCACUUCUGUCUUAGUAAAAUGUUAAUUAAAAUGAAUGAGUUUUCAUGUGCCUAACAUGUUUGCACUUAUCCUUAUUUAUUAUGCCAGUUUCCUUUCUAUUUAAGAAAACAUCUGGCAUCUGAUCAAAUGUUCCUAUCAGCACAACUGUAAUGUUACUUAAACUUUAGUGCAAAGUUUUGAUCUCUAAAAGUUUAAGCUUUACCUCUAUUUAAGGCUACCAAUUUGAAAUUGCUUUUUUGUCAUUUUUAUAAAGAUCUCUAAAAUGCCUUCACCCUUUUACCCAUUCAACUUGAAUUUUAAAGAUUUUUCACACUCCAGAAAAAUUAAAAGCAGCAAAGACAUGUUAGCAGUCCUGACCAGGAAAAUGGAACACAGGUUAUGUCUGAGGAAAGCUUAAGGGACUACUAAUCCAAACUAAUCUCUCAGGUCUAAAUGUCUAAAAAGAUAGCCUCAGUGGAAAUACAGCUAACAGUGUACCAUAGUGACAUAGUAUACCAUAAUGAUUGUCACUGUAUUAGAAGUGUCACUGAGCAUUAUUUUUAAAAAAUGAAUAUUUUGUUGGUAAUAAAGUUUGGGAAUAUGGCAAAUGAUAAUGUUGAAUUUUGAGGGAAGAAUUCACUAGUUCUAAAUGUACUUGCCUUUUUCGUGGCCGUAAACUACAAUAAUUGAUAAUUCAGGCAUCACAAGUAAGUUUUACUGAAUAAGUUAAUAGGCAAAGACAGAAUUUGGUACUCAGGUUUGAUUUAUCAUUGUAUAUUUUUACUAUGGGCUAGAAUUGACUCAGCAAUAGCGGGUUUGGUUUUUUGGUUUUUAUGGGCCUUAAUUUUUACUUUCAGUACUAACUUCCAUAUAUUAAAAAAAAAAAAAAAUAGAAUACUUAAAAAUAAUUUAACAACAUUCUAAAAUUUUGACUACCUCCUGUAAUUGACACUUGCAGAUUUUCUAAUUAAUAAGAUUUUUCUAUUGUUGAAAUGUUUGUGAUUCAAAUACCAUUUUCGUAUUUAAGUAACUUCAUAACGUGGCAAACAAUAUUAGUGGCUUCUGUACACCUUAAAACAAUUGCAUUAUAGAACCGUGGAUCUAGAAGCAAACAAAGUCUCUGAAUAUUUGGGGAAAUAAUAGCUUCAAAGCCCAUCCAUUUUGCCCUAAAAGAGAGGAGUAUUACCAUCCUUAUUUUGAGGAAAAAAAAAAAAAAGUUAAUACAAAUUUUACUGUAACUGAUUAAAUAACAUCAGUCUUCUGGUUUCUUCUGACAGUUCUCAAUUUUUCCUUCAUAGUAGAUUACAGACACUGUACUUCUAGAAGCUGACAUAGUAUAGCAAUGACACUGUGCACCUCAAGUGCCUUUGGAGUGUCAUUCUUUUAUAACAGUACAGCAAGUGAUGAACUAGGUCACUAACACUAUGCAAAAUUAUUUUUUAAAUGUUUACUAUGGCAGUGACAUUUCUGUUUGUUAUCAUACCAUCACCUACAAACAAGUGUCUAGAAAAUCUUUACCCAAUUUAAAACUUUCCUUUGAGAUGGUCUAACUUAAAAUAUAACCUAUGUGACAUAAACAGAAUUCAUUCUGGGAGCACAGGGAACCUGUCUCACAAACCAUUAAAAUUACCAUACCAAAGAGGUUCUACUGACUCCUGAUCAAGAGAGACUUACUGUUGUUGCUACUGGUGUUGUUACUGUGUGCUGUCAAAUUGGUUCUGACUUAUAUCGACCCUGUGUACAACAGAAUGGAACACUGCCACGUCCUGCGCCACCCUCACAGUCAUUGCUAUACUUGAGCCCAUUGCUGCAGCCACUGUGUCAAUCCAUCUUGUUGAGGGUCUUCUUUUUCACUGACCCUCUGCUUACCAAGCAUAAUGCCCUUCUCCAGCAACUGAUCCUUCCUGAUAACAUGUGCAAAGUACCUGAGACAAGUCUCCUUAUCCUCACUUCAAAGGAGUAUUCUGGCUGUACUUCUUCCAAGACAGAUUUGUUGGUUCUUCUGGCAGUCCAUGGUAUAUUCAAUAUUCUUUGCCAUCACCAUAAUUCAAAGGCAUCUAUUCUUCUUCAGUCUUCUUUAUUCAUUGUCCAGCUUUUGCAUGCAUAUAAGGCGAUUAAAAAUACCAUGGCUUGGGUCGAGCGCACCUUAGUCCUUAAAGUGACAUCUUUGCUUUUUAACACUUUAAAGAGGCCUUUUGCAGCACAUUUGCCCAGUGCAAUGUGUCUUGAUUUCUUGACUGCUGCUUCCACGAGCAUUGAUUGUGAAUCCAAGUAAAAUUAAAUCCUCAAAAACCUCAGUCUUUUCUCUGUUUAUCACAACGUUGCUUACUGGUCCAUUGUGAGGAUCUUUGUUUUCUUCAUCUUAAAGUAUGAUCCAUACUAAACACUGUGGUUUUUAAUCUUCAUCAGUAAGUGCUUCAAGUCUUCUUCACUUUCAGCAAGUGGGGUUGUGUCAUCUGCAUAACGCAGGUUGUUAAUGAGUCUUCCUCCAAUCAUGAUACUGCACUCUUCUUCAUAUAGUCCAGUUUUUCAGAUUAUUUGCUCAGCAUACAGAUUGAAUUAAGUAUGGUGAAAGGAUACAACCCAGACGCAUACGUGUCCUGACUUUAAACCACACAGUAUCCCCUUCUUCUGUUUGAAGAGCUGUCUCUUGGUCUAUGUACAGGUUCCUCAUGAGCACAAUUAAGCCUUCUGGAAUUCCCAUUCUUUGCAUAGAGAGACAUACAUGUGUAUGAAGACACUGUGGAAGGAGAAAGCACUGAUGUUAAAUAGGAAUCUCCAAUCAAACUUGCCAAAUUGCAAGACUGUAUCUGCUUUCCAGCUGCUUCUCAUAUAGCAUGCUCCAGCAUAAGCAGCAGCAGGGAUUUACUCAUUUAAUGAUGGCUAAUAAUUCUCCUGGGCAAGGCUAGGGAGCUAAUAUAAAAUAUAUUGAGAAAGCUGACCGAAGUUGCUUAGACCCAAAAUAGUUUAGACACUUAAUAAGUGAAUCUUCACUUACCUGAAAACUGCAUUCAUUCAUAGCAUCUCAUUUCUGGGUAAUAAGAGAUGAAAGAGGGGCUCUUUAUGAUAAGAAGUACCAUAGAGGUUAUUUAAGAGGACUUAUUUUGUUGCUGUUUUUGUAAAAAGGAAUUAUCAGUCAAGUUAUAUUAUCAGUUACAGUAACUGCAGUGAUCACUUGGCCCUAUUCUAAAAUAGAAAUUAAUUAGGACUUACGAGUUGACAAAACUGCUCAUAGACUCUGAGCUUUUUGAGUUUAGGGGGAUGUCUUGGUCAUUUUUAUACUUCCGACAGGUAGAUACACUGCAUGGCGUGUAAUAAGUGUUCCAUAAAUCUUGAGUGAAUAAACAAAUGAAUGGCCUUGGUAUGUAAGUCAGACAGAAAUUCUAUUUUAACUUAGUUUUAUGCGUAUUUUACUUCUACUAUUCAAAAACCAAGCCCAUUGACGUCAAGUUGAUUCUGACUCAUAGCUACCCUAUGGGACAGAGUAGAACUGCCCCAUAGGGUUUCCAAGGAGUGGCUGGUGGAUUCAAACUGCUGACCUUUUGGUUAGCAGCCAAGCUCUUAACCACUGCACCACCAGGGCUCCAUUUCUGCUAUAGCUACCAAAUUAUAAAGGACUAUUUGUAGAUCCUUACAAGUGAGUUUCUUAAAAAUGGAGUUCUUAGGCUUACGUCCCAAUAGUUCUAGGGUAAGGCUCAGGAAUUCACAUGAUAAUUAGCACCCUGGGCGUUAUCAUACAGAUGCUAGGCAAAUCAUACUGAGGAGCACUACCCAAACCCCAACUCACACCUAAACUACCAGAAUGAUUCUCUUUUCUUUUUCCAACUCAGAUAAAAUCAUAUCUUUCUUUUUAAAAUAUAAUAUUGAUCUUAUCCCCUCUCCCAAUUCCUGUAAUAUUGUAUUUAACGAAAUGCGGAUCCUGAACCACUAACAUCAGAAACACCUGGGUGAUUUAAAAAAUCAUUCCCUGACAGAGUCUAAGACCUAAUAAAUGCUUUGACAGUGGGGCGCAGUAGUCCAGUGAUCUGAUUGGCCAAUGCUGGUGGUUCCUGACUUAACCUUUUGAUGCUAAUAUCAUGAUCAUAGGCUUUAUUUGUGCCCCCCCACUUUUGUUUAUAUAGCAUCCUUCGUCUUUUCUAACACUGUAUAUGGGGCUCCUCUACUUGAAACCCUACGUGUGCAUCUUGUCAUUUUAUAUCAUCACAAUGUCAUUCUUACCACCUGAAAUGAAAUACCAUCUUCCUUCCACUUAAGAAAUAUAAACCUUAAAUUGUAGAGACUUUGUAAACUCAUUACAUCUGGUAGCUGUUUAGGAUCCCCUAUACAUUAAUGAGCUAUGUCACUUACUAAUGAUAAAAGAGUUAAUGGUUCAGGGAAAAUGAUCAUUUAUAAGUCAUUUUCUUAGUCGUUACAACAUUAAAUCUAAUUCUAAUUAGCAUCUAGCAGAGUGCCUGGAACCUAAAUAGUCACACAGUAUUUGUUGAAUGAGUGGACAGAAGAGAGGAAGGAAAGUAAGAAAGUUAAAACUCAAUUUGUUUUUCUGCUUUCCCAACCUGAAACUGUUUAGGGAUUUUUUUUUUUUUUUUAGUGGAGUAAGGGGCAUGCUAGGUAGGGGUAGGCAUGCUUACAGUAGUCAUAAGUCUUGUUCUGAGGUGCUGUAGAAUCAGUUCUGACUCAUAGUGACCCUGUGCACAACAGAAUGAAACACUGCCUGGUCCUGCGCCAUCCUCACAAUUGUUGCUAUGUUUGAGCCCAUUGUUGCAGCCACUGUGUCAAUCCAUCUCCCUGAGGGUCUUCCUCUUUUUCACUGACCCUCUACCAAGCAUGAUAUCCUUCUCUAGGAACUGAUCCCUCCUUGACAACAUGUCCAAAGUACGUGAGACACAGUCUCGCCAUCCUUGCUUCCAAGGAGCAUUCUGGUUGUACUUCUUCCAAGACAGAUUUGUUCAUUCUUUUAGCAGUCCGUGGAAUAUUCAAUAUUCUUCUCCAGCACCACAGUUCAAAGGUGUCAGUUCUUCUUUGGUCUUCCUUAUUCAUUGUCCAGCUUUCGCAUGCAUCUGAGGUGAUUGAAAACACCAUUGCUUGGGUCAGGCGCACCUUAGUCCUCAAGAUGACAUCUUUGCUUUUUAACACUUCAGAAAGAUUUCUGGCAGCAGAUUUGCCCAGUGCAAUGUGUCUUUUGACUUCUUGACUGCUGUUUCCAUGGCUGUUGAUUGUGAAUCCAAGUAAAAUGAAAUCCUUGACAACUUAAGUCUUUUCUCCCUUUAUCAUGAUGGCGCUCAUUGGUCCAGUUGGGAGGAUUUUUGUUUUCUUUAUGUUGAGGUGUAAUCCGUACUGAAGGCUGUGGUCUUUGAUCUUCAUCAGUAAGUACUUCAAGUCCUCUUCACUUUCAGCAAGCAAGUUUGUGUCAUCUGCAUAUCACAGGUUGUUAAUGAGUCUUCCUCCAAUCCUGAUGCCCCGUUUUUCUUCAUAUAGUCCAGCUUCUCAAAUUAUUUGCUCAGCAUACAGAUUGAGUAAGUAUGGUGAAAGAAUACAAUCCUGAGGCACACUUUUCCUGACUUUAAACCAUGCAUUAGUCCCUUUUGUUUGAACAACUACCUCUUGAUCCAUGUACAGAUUAUGAGCACAAUUAAGUGUCCUGGAAUUCCCAUUCUCUGCAAUGUUAUCGAUAAUUUGUUAUGAUCCACAGAGUCAAAUACCUUAGCAGAGUCACACAAGUAAACAUCUUUCUGGUAUUCUCUGCUUUCAGCCAGGAUCCAUCUGACAUCAGCAGUGGUAUCCCUGGUUCUAUAUCCUCUUCUAAUCCAGUUUGAAUUUCUGGCAGUUCCCUGUUGAUAUACUGCUGUAGCCACUUUUGAAUGAUCUUCAGCAAAAUUUUACUUGUGUGUGAUAUUAAUGACAUGGCUCAAUAAUUUCCACAUUCAGUUGGAUCACUUUUCAUGGGAAUGGGCAUAAAUAUCUCUUCCAGUCAGUUGACCAGGUAGCUGUCUUCCAAAUUCCUUGGCAUAGACAAGCGAGCACUUCUAGUGCUACAUCUGUUUGUUGAAACAUCUCAGUUGGUAUUCCAUCAAUUCCUGGAGCCUUGUUUUUCACCGAUGUAUUCAGUGCAGCUUGGACUUCUUCCUUCAGUACCAUCAGUUCCUGAUUAUAUGUCACUUCCUGAAAUGGUGGAACAUCAACCAGUUCUUUUUGGCAUAGUGACUCUGUAUUUCUUCCAUCUUCUUUCAUGCUUCCUGUGUCGUUUAAUAUUUUCCCUAUAGAAUCCUUCAGUAUUAGAACUCAAGGCUUGAAUUUUUUCUUCAGUUCUUUCGUCUUGAGAAAUGGUGAAUGUGUUCUUCCCUUUUGGUUUUCUACCAGGUCAUUGCACAUGUCAUCAUAAUACUUUACUUUAUCUUCUCAAGCCUCCCUUUGAAAUCUUCUGUUCGGUUCUUUUACUUCGUCUUUUUUUCCUUUUUCUUUUAACUACUCGACGUUCAAGAACAAGUUUCAGAGUCCCUUCUGACAUCCAUUUAGGUCUUUUCUUUCUCUCCUGUCUUUUUCAUGACCUCUUGCUUUCUGCAUGUAUGAUGUCCUUGAUGUCCUUCCACUACUCGCCUGGUCUUUGGUCAUUAGUGUUCAGUCCAUCAAAUCUGUUCUUGAGAUGGUCUCUAAAUUCAGGUGGGAUAUACUCAAGGUCAUACUUUGGCUCUUGUGGACUUGUUCUAAUUUUCUUCCGUUUCAACAUUUUUUUUUUUUUUUUUUUAAUUGAUGGUCUGAUCCGCGGUUGGCCCUGGCCUUGUUCUAACUGAUGAUAUCGAGCUUUUGCAUUGUCUGUUUCCACAAAUGUAGUCGAUUUGAUUCCUGUGUAUUCCAUCUGGUGAGGUCCACAUGUAUAGUCGCUGUUUAUGUUGUUGAAAAAAGGUAUUUGUAGUGAAGAAGUAAUAAGUCAUAAGUAAUAAGAGCAAAUACAAAAUGAUUAGAAAAGAUUUCAGAAACCCAAAAGCAUGGUCAUUGAGUCCUGUUACAAUAAGGACAAAUCACACUAUAGCCAUUGACAGCUAAGGUCAUCACUAUAAUUAUAGCAUGUUGAUUGAAUUUUGUUAAGAAUAAACUUGUAUUAUCCAGAAAAGUUGUAUUAUGUUCAUUCUGCCAAGCAAAUAUAUUAUGCAUAUUUAGAAAAACGCCCUUAAAUAUUAUUAAUGAUGAGUAGAUUGCUAUGUGUUAGCUAUCUGGGAAUAUCUCCUUUUCUUAAAGUUUUCUCAUUCCUUGAUAGUUCCAGAUGAGUGAGAUAUUAUUCUGUCUUUUCAGCAUGAUGAGGUCUUCAUCUAAGGAGUGCGUGUGUGUGUGUGUGUGUGUAAAUAUAUGUAUAUAUACUCCUUUUUGUGCUAUUUAUUUUUAUUACUUUACACAUAGUCAGUUUAGAGUUAAAUGUUUUUGAUGAAUGAUCUUUCCUUUAUUUUAGAGGAAAGAGCUUUCAAGUCAGACUUGAGCUAAGAUCCUGCCCAUGUGACCUCUCCAAGUUUAUUUCCUCACUGGUAAAAUGGAAAUAAUUACGCUUGCCUCAUAGAUCUAUUAUGAGGAUUAAAUGAGGUAAUGCGCUAAACAAAAUGCCUGGCACAUUGAAAAUACUCAGUAAAUAGUCAAAAGCAUUAUUAGAGGAUUAUGAAAAGAGACUAUAAAGCAAACCUUUCCAUACUUGGGAGAUGCACUAUGCUAAUUUUCUUAGGAUCUGUUCUUUCAUGUUUCUAUUUUUCUAGAGACCCACAGUCUACUGUUCAAAACACUGGAAUGAAAAUAAAAUAUAUGUAGACAAUGCAUAAAUUUUCUUCUGUUACUUUUAACUCUUACUGCAAACAGAAGUUUUUCAGGCUUUCGGUAGGAAUAGAUCUUCAAUGAAGUACAUCCAUAUGGCAAUUCUGAAAUGUAAAAAUGAACUGCUUUUUUAAUAUUGAAUAAGCAUAAAAAUCAAACUACGUUGCUCAAAAAGGAAUACUCAUACAUAUUUUCUCAUCUUGCAUAAUGUAAAAAUAGCUAACUGCUUUUGCUGCUAAAAAUCAUAUUUGGAAGGUGACUAAGCAUGAGACAGUUCCCAAACAAAUCUUUAAGAAAACUGUGCAGAAGUCAAAAGUGAGAUUUAAGCUAUAAUCAGUCUCCUAGUCGAGAUUUGUCCAGUGAGGAUAGCCUGGUAAAUUUUGAAAAUAUAAAUUAGUCACAGAUGAUUUUUCAAGGUAUUUUAGAUUUUGCUAAAAUAUUAAAUCUUAUAUAAUUUCUUUUUAACUGGAACUUGAUUUUGUAGGCUACAGCUAUUAUGUUCUUUUUUCUUUUACAGGCACACAUACAUAUUUACAUAGGCAACUUUGUUCAUUUACAUAAAAUGCAUGAAACAGUAACACCUCAUCUGAAGGAUAACUUGGUAACAUAAUUUACAUCUUGUUUAUUCAUAUACUUUCCUUGCUACUUAGACAUAAUUGAAUGGUCCAUGUUUCACAACAAUAUGGUUUUUAGUGGAAAGGAAUAUCGAUAGUACUAUCCCAGAAUGUUACCUUAAAAAAAUUUUUUUUCACAGUUUUUUACUCAGAAUACAUAAUUUGGAGGAAUUGUGCAGUUACUUAAAAGGAAACCGAAAAUUUUGCCUUUGCUAUAUUUUAGGUUCAAUGGUAGUUUAAUUUUGAUUUCUUAAUCUCUUUAAAGAACAAACAUAUCAUGUUUUUUUAGAACAAUCUUUGUAUAAUUCCUUCUUGGGAUGAUUAAAUGUCAUUUAGAGUAGAGAAUAUUUUUCUUCUCAUAUUUCAAGAAACUGAGUAUUGCAGUUUACCUUAUAAACCUUAUGUUUAAAAAUUAUACCAUGUUAAAUUAUUCUCAAUGGAAUACUGAGGUAUGAGUUUGCCCUUUUUUCCCUAAUUUUUUGUUUCUGUUUGGAUAUACAUUUGUAGGUUUACCAUUCCUGCCUUCACUUUAUUUUCAUCUAUGCUUUUCUUGUUAUUUUGGUUGUCUAAUAUAGAAAUGGGCAUUUUUAAAUAAAAUCAUAGUAUUUUCAGGGAAAAAAAGUUGAAUAGUCUAUUCUUAACUUAUUUUGAAAAGAUAAAUUACUGUCCAAAAAAUAACACUGCAUUACGCACAUUUAUUUGCAGAGCAGGAGUAAUGAGGGCAGGAAUAAAGUCCAUUGCCAUGAAUCGUAUAAGAUAUUCCCAACAGAAAAUAUUCCUACAGAAUAUUCCAGAAUAUUAAAGCAAAAAAAAUUUCUGCUAAUGGCCAUGUAUCAUCUAAUCUUUGAAUUAAAUUUGAUUUUACUUACUACUGACCAUGCUCAGCUUUUAUUUUAUAUUUCUGUAUACAUAUAUAUAUGUGCAUAUAUUUGUUCAAACCCUUGAUGCUAAAACAAGGAAGAUACUUAGUACUUUCUUUUUAAGUGUGCUUUUUGUAAAAUAUCUAUAGCUGAAUUUUGCUUUUUUUUUUUAGCACAGUUUUACUUUGUGUUCACUGUUUUGUUUGUUCUUUUUCCUUUUCUUUAUUUUUACUGGUUUGCUAAAGUUACUAUUCAUUUCAUUAUUUGAAUGCAUUAUUAUUUCCCUUUGACAAUAGAAAUUCUCUUUUAUUCUGAUACUCAUUACCUAAUACUUAUUUCUCUGAAACUAUAUGAAAACCAGAUACCAAAUAAACCCUCACCAAGACACCUAUUCUCCUUUCCCAGAUGAAAAACUUGAGAAUUUUAAUCCCCUAUUCCAUCCCUCCGACCAAAUGAGAAUUUUAGGGGUGAUUCUACUUACCUCCACCCCCUCCCAACUUCUUGAUUUUGCUGAUAUAGUUUGGUACUUUUGGUUCUAGAUUUAUUAGAUUUUUCCCUUCCCAUACGUAUUUUCUAUUUUAAGAAUCCUUACUUAGCAGUUAUGUUACAAAUUCCCAGUAAGACAAUCAUUAUCCAUUUAGUUUUAAAAGCACAAAUAAAUCUGUCUUGGGAGAAGUACAACCAGAAUGCUCCAUGGAGGCAAGGGUGGUGAGACUGCAUCUUACAUACUUUGGACAUGGUAUUAGGAGAGAGCAGUUCCUGGAGAAGGACAUCAUGCUUGGUAAAGUAAACGAUCAGCAAAAAAGAGGAAAACUCUCAGGGAGAUGGAUUAACACAGUGGCUGCAGCAGUGGGCUCAAGCAUAACAAUGAUUGUGAGGGUGGUACAGGACCAGGCAGUGUUUCGUUCUGUUACAUGUGGGGUCACUAUGAGUUGUAACCGACUUGACAGCACCUAGCAACAACAACAAAAUCUUUAUGGAGGCAAACUGACAUCUUUCUCCCGUGGAGCUGCUGGUGGGCUCGAACCACCAACCUUUUUGUUAGCAGCUGAGGGCUUCACCACCACGCCACCAGGGCUGGUUAAAUGGGGCAUAAACCAAAAAAAAAAACAGACCUUUUGUGGUCAAGUCGAUUCUGACUCGUAGCGACCCUAUAGGACAGAGAGAACUGCUCCAUAGGGUUUCUGAGGAGUGGCUGGUGGAUUCAAACUGCCGACCUUUUGGUUUGCAGCUGUAGCUUGCUGUAACUCUCAACCACUGCGCCACCAGGGCUCCAAGAUGGGGCAUAAAGGUGGUAUAAUCUUUCAGUCUUUCCAUAUCCACGAUUUUCCUUCCUUUACCCUGUAAAAUGAUUGAUAACUGGAUUGGACGUUGAAUUAUUUGUUGGCAGUUCUUUUUUCUCAGUCUCCAGUAUUCCAGUAUCUUCCAGCUUCCAACAGUGCUCAUAGGAAGUAAGAUGCCAAUCAGUGUUCUUUUUCUUUAGUAAAUAACUUGUUCUUUCUGGAAACUUGUAAGAUUUUCUCUCAAUCCUUAGAAUACAGAAGUUUUACCAAAUUGGCUAUAUGACUGACUUGGAAUAAAGUGCCUCGAACUUAGUGAGAUCUUUUACUCACAAAUUCAGUUCUUCUUCUUCAAACCAGUGAAUUUUAUUUGUGCUAUUUUUUUAUGCCUAACCUCCAUCUAAGGAGUCCUGGUGGUGCAGUGCUUAAAGAGUUCAGCCACUAACCGAAAGGUCAGUGGUUCGAACCCACCAGUCACUUCAUGGGAGAAAGAUGGGCAGUCUGCUUCCAAAAAGAUUAAAACCUUGUAAACCCUUUGCGGCAGUUCUGCUUCAUCCAGUAGGGUUGCUGUGAGUCAGCAUCGACUCGAUGGCAGUGGGAAUCUCUAUCUAUUCUUUUUUUUUUUCUUGUGGUUGUCAUCUUAUUCACCUGAGAUUUCUUUUGGAGUUAUUUUCUAUGUCUGUUUUCCCUAAAAAUGUCCCUCUUUGUAUCUUUGCUGCAUAUUUUGAGAUAUUUUUUCCGUUUGGUUUUACAGGCCAGUAGUUCUGGGUUCAACAGGACAUACUCUAUUUUAAUUUUUCUAUUUUUAAAUUUAAAAAUUAUGUUUUUAAAUUUCAGAGUAUUUUUUAAAGCUGAUCAUUCUUUCUUGAUGUUGUGAAAGUUUUCUUUUCUCUCCUCCAGCGGUUCCAUUUCACUAGGAGCCUCCCAGUUCUCAGGGUUCAGCUUGUUUUUUCUCUCUGAUUAUUGGAUCCCCUGAUGGAUUAUAAUUUCCUUUUGCCUAAUAAUAGCACUAUGCAGCCUUUGAAUGGUGAGAAGCCCAGCAUCAUCUGCUCUGUGAGCUAAACAUGUACCAACUGGCAAGCUUAUUGGCCGUCUCUUGAGGCAACAGAAGGAAGCCUCCUUGCUCCCGAGUAAUCUCAAUUGCAAGGGUUAAAGUUCUUCUCAGGCAUAGAGAGCAAUUUUUACCAAACUUGUGUCUCCUCGGAAGGUCCUCCACAAAUACCAGCUAGGUCUCCUAGAACCACAUACACGGACAGGCACUUUUAGCAAAGGCCAAAAUCUCUCAGAACUCUGGGAGUUCAGGUAAUAUCCUCUGGCCCCUCAGCCCAGCUCCUCCAGCCUCUCUCAACCCCAGAGUGGAAUAAAAUAAAAACUCCCAAUUUAUAGGUAACACAUUAAUUGGUCUAGUCUUUCUGAAUCUUUUUCGUAAUAUUACUCACUACUGACCUUCCCAGUUGCUAAUCCUUUUCCAGUUGCUGAUCCUUUUUUCUGGAAUCCCAGCAUAUCCCAUGGCCUUACAGACCUCUGAGCUGUCUGAACACUAACCUGGCACUCAUCAGAGGGCGGGUACUAGGAGUAAGAGAUGAAGGCAUCAGGAACACACUUCCACAAUUAAGUAGACAGAGUUUGUUUAAUGUCAGCUUCUUCAGAGAACUCACUGUAGAAUCAUGCUAUUCUAGUUAUAGCUUGUUUAACAAAUAAGGAGCUUGAGGCAAGGAACUAUCUUCUGUGUUUUCUAUACAUUCUGAGUUAGUUUAUAAUUUAAAAAAAGGAGUGGUCAUAGACAAGUUAUAAAUAGAAAAAGAAGUAGAAAUUUUGGCUAGAACAAGGGAAAUUAUAGGUAAUUGGAUGUUUAGAAAUGAACAAAUUAGGCAGGUGUGAUGAGGCAGUGGCUUAUUCCCAGGUACAUUUGCUGUGGUCCCCACCAAGGAUUUAGGGUCUCCUUCUGAAAAGUCUGUGGUUUUAUAGCUGUCUCUUUGAAUUUCUCCCUUACUGAAGAGAAGGUAUUAAUAGCAGUAUUAGGUCAACAACAUUACCUUACUAAAAGUGUGAGGUUUUUUAUUCAGUGGCCAGUCAAAGCAAUGGCUAAAUCAAGUAGUAGCUGGCUUCAAGCAGAAAUCUUAUGUGGAAAAUCUUUAAUACAAGAAUCAUCUGUCUAAUUAAUUGAAUCUAGCCCCUUUUUAAUCUAGCCUGUCUAUACCUAAUUAUCAGAAACUUGCUUCUUUUCGAAAUUUCUUUUGAAUCCUUUGCCCAAGUUUCCUAAGUCCUCCUGUGGCCAGCAAACAAUCUGUUCUUGAUUUUCUCGCUUAACAGACAGCAGUUGCACCUUACCACAUAUACUUACAUAGUCGCAAUUUAUAGGUAAUUCAUAAAUUGGUCUAGUCUUUCUGAAGUUUUUUUAUAAUGUUAUUCACUACUAACUUUUCCAGUUCCUAAGCCCAUUCUCCAAACUUAUUCUGAAUAAUGGUCUUACUGACCAUUAUUUCUGUGUUUUACCCUGUGCUCCAUUCAGAUCCAGCCAUUAUACAGGUCUCCAUACACUCUCUCUUGUCUUUUGUCCCUUUUGUGAUUAUCCUCCCUCCUCCUGGAACAUCUGCCUUUUCCAUCUUUGCUUGUUAAACUCUUAUGCAUCCUUUAUGGUCCAAAACACUACCUCUUAUAAUGUAAUGGAUGAAACUAUAUAAUGACAGGUGAAUUGUAACAUUUCUCAGAUAGAAGAUUGAUUAAAAAAAAGAAACUUAAAUCUCAAGUAAAAACAAGGACAAAAAUAAUAACUUCUACUCCUUACUUAUCGACUAUCUCAUUAUCUGACAGUUCACAUUUACAAUAAUAGUAAAAAAUCUACUAUCUAUUUUGCUUAUUAACAAAGUACAUUUGGCAGUAACAAGCGCCGAAGUACAAGGUAAGAGUAACACUUGCUGUGAUGGUUAAUGUCAUGUGUCAGCUUGACUGGUCCAUGAUUCUCAGUGGUUUGGCAGUUAUAUAAUGAUGUAAUUUGGCAGUUAUGUAAUGAUGUAAUUUAGCAGUUAUGUAAUGAUGUAAUUUGGCCAUUAUGUAAUGAUGUAGUCAUCCUCCAUUUUAUGAUCUGAUGUGGUCAUCCUCCAUUUUUGCAUAACUCCAGUUUUUGCUUAAUGACUUGGUCUUUGGAAACUAACCAUCUCAAUAAGUGAGGAGUGGGUGUAAUAAUAAACUGUAGUGCCAGUAGCAAUAACUAACAUUUACUGAUCACCUAAUAUGUGAGAUAAUAUUUAGCAAAAUUUGAAACUACCUCUCCCCCAUGUAGAUUAUAAUUUAUACAAUUAGACACUGGGAUCAGGGGAUGAGUUAGUGCAGGGAAUGUAGUUGAUAUCCGAGCAUACUGUCCCAAAACUAUUUCUUUAAACUUCUUUUUAAGGUAAUACGUAGAUGUGAUAGUUGUUAAGUCUGUGAUACAAAAGCCUUAGAAAAAGCAAUAUGAAAGUUAAACCUUUUUAUGUGUACAGAAAAUAAUCAUAGUUAGUACCUUUUUAGUGUUGAUUCUCCCCCAAAGAACCACAGGUGCAGAACCAGUGAGUCUUGUGCCAUUCCCUUAAGAUAGCUUUUCCAGUAUUAGAGACUCUUACUAUCUGCUCCCAUUAUCCUUCAAUAGUUCACUCUGCCACUGCACUUGAUUGCCUCUGAGCUUUGGUUCCUGCUGUUCCAUGGCUUGGUAAACCUACCAUAUUCUUUUCACUUCUCUAAAUCCCAGACUUUAAGGUCAAGUUGCUACUCAAUGAUAUUGGUAAAAUAAAUACUUGUGAUAAAACUGAAGCAUCAAAAUUGUAAAACUAUCACCCAAAUUAUCUAUUAGUAUAUUACUAGUGCUGUGAAAAUAAUAUGUUGAGGUAAUUAAACUUUUGAAACUAAGGAGGUUCAUAGAGAUAAUCUAGUCUGUCGCCUUUGAUGGCAACUAUUUUUUUAAGGAUUCUGAGGCCCAAAGAAAUUAAAUGAUUUGCCCAAGUUCAAAAUAUUAGUAAUAGAAUUUAACCCAGAUUCCUUCAUUCCCAUUUCAGUGCUCUUUUUAUCACAUCAUUCUGGACCUGUGAUUUAAAUAUUAUCCCAAAAAAACAUUUCAUUAGAUUUUUGCUUUGAAUUAAAAAAAAACACAAGUUUUUACAUAAUCGAAUAAAAAGCUAAAAAGUCUAGUAUUUAUCAAAUACUGCAAGUACAUGGGUUGUUUUAGACAAAAGCAGGUAAAAGAAUAUUGUGUUGUUCAUAGCUUUAAAUAUUUGACCACUUUUUUUUGCAAGUUCAUUUACAUUUUGGCAUCCCUAUGUGGAAAUCCUUAAGUAGCUACAAUCCUUCUAGUUAAUCUGUUCUUCUUAAGGGAACAGACUCAAAUGCUGUUUCCUAGUUGAUAAAAUAAGGAAGUGGAUGUAGAAUGAGAGCUCAAAAUCUUUUCUAAUUCUGUUUUUACCUGAAUCAGAGGUAUCUCUAACUUGAAUUUUAAAAUCCUUUCUGGUCCAAAGUACUUUUUCCCUAAUGCAUUUUGAAGUAAAAAGGAUAUAUCAGACAUGUCUAAACAUAUUGUCAAAAUCUGUAGGAUUAUCUUAAGUAGCUUGACCUUUAUAUUGGAUAAAAUCAUUCUAAAUUGAUAAAUCGUAUUAAAUUUUAAUCAGAAUUAUAAAAUAAUUUUCUGUAAUGUCAGAUUAGAUGACUGUAUUUAUGAGAUAUCCUUGAGAUUGGUGUAUAUUUUUGAAAGCCUUUUCAAAGUAGAGUUUCCACCAAUAUAAUAAAACAGGGUAAGGAAAUGGUAUGUUACUGUUGAGAUCCCUUGAAUGUCCCCAGAGCAAGAUCUUCUGAAAUUGGAAAUCCUCCUACAAACAGACGAUCUUACCCGACUGACUCUCAAACAAGCCCACCAGUUGACAAGUUGUACCCAUGUACUUCCUUUUGGUGCUUCAUUCUUAAAUAUGACUGAAUGUCCAACAAUAACCAAAUACUUAAGGAGAAUCUUCAGUAUGAAAACUGUAAACCAAAACAAACAAUAUAAUGGGAUCCAGAGGAAAAUGAAGGUAACCAUAAGAUUAAAAUACAAAAAUAUAAAUAAAAUUUAAAAAACACACAUUAAAAAAAAUUUUUUUUUUUAAAAAAAACACACAUAGAAGUUAGGAAAAAGCAAACUACAGUUAAUAUUUUCAAAGAGCUAAGAGAAUGUAUUGUGCAGUAAAACAAUACCAUUUAAUUUUAAAAAAUAACAAAAAGGUUUGAAAUUAAAAGUACUUAAAUUUAAAUAAAAAUUGAAUUAGAAACUUAAGUAGGUGGAAGAGAAAGUUAUAGAAAACACCUAGAAGAUAGAACAAAAAUACAAGAGAGAUAAAGAAAAAAACAAAACACAAAGAACUUGAGACCCAGGAGACCCAGCACAUUACAAAUAGAAGUCCCAUGUAGGAAGAACGGAGGAAGUAGAAUGAAGAAGAAAUGAUCAAAUAUAUAGUAUUUAAAAAUCUCCCAGAACUGAAGGCUAUGAGUCUCCACAUUGAAAAAGCCCACUGAAUAUCUAUAUAAUAAAUUAAAAAAAUACCAACGGCAAGGAAAACACAAACCCACUGCUGUCGAGUUGAUUCUGACUCAUAGCGACCCUAUAGGACAGAGUAGAACUGCCCUAUAGAUUUUCCAAGGAGUGCCUGGCGGAUUUGAACUGCCGACCUCUAGGUUAGCAGCCGUAGCACUUAACCACUACGCCACCAGGGUUUCCUAACAGCAAGGAAAAGAAUCACAAAUCUUAGUACACCAGGGAUGAAGAGAAAAUUGAAGAACUUCCCAAGGGCAAGGAAUGGGGAUAGGUCAAAUCCAGAGGAAUAGAAUGGCAUUGGAUUUCUUCACAGCUACACGGUGGAACAAUUUCUUCAAAAUUGUGAAGGAAACAGUUUGAAUACUUAGUAUUCUAUCUAAACAAACAAACAAAAAAAAGCCAAACCUAUUGCCAUUGAAUCACCAAAUCAAGUGUGAUGUUAGAAUAAUGACAGUAACCCCACCACCACCCUGAAAUAUCUCCUAGGCAUUGUUCCUUAGGAAACUGCUAGAGGGUGUGAUGCAGCUGAAUGAUCCAAGUAAAUUAAGAAAGAGAAGAAUCAUGGACUACUGACAACAGGGAAUCCCACCGAGGAGAGGACAAAGAGAAGUAUCAGCAUGACUGAAGCUCAGCAAGCUAAGAGAGCAACUAGUUCCAUAUUGGGCACUACAAGCAGAGCUUUGUUUCUCUGGUAAACAAAGAGAGUUGAUAUGUUGAACAUACAGAAAAAGCCUAGGCAUGUAGCAGUGAUGUUGGAAGGGUACACAAACAUUUAUAACUACAUAGAAAACAGUGAAAAAAAUGAGCCAAUUUUUAGCUCCAGGAGAAAUAAAAGGGUUGUAGGCAUGGUCCUAAUGCACUUAUUGGCCUAUCAGAGAACAGUAUUUGCAAGCCACCAUAAUGCAGACUUUGGCUAUUCAUUUAACCAAAAAUUAUAAUAUUCUUUCUCCAUCAGAGAUGGAUGGGAAUGUGAGGUAGGGAUGCAGAAGAGCUCAGUCCUCCUCUAUGAUGGUGAGUCAACCAAUAGUGUUUCAAAUUGAUAAAUGAAGAAAUGGAAGUAUAAUGAAUGUCAUUUAGAGAUACAAAGAUUAAUCAGAGAAAAAGCCAGAAGAGUUGAGGAUGGUUCCCUCUGAAGUGCAGAGGGAUGCAGCAUAAGAAUAUUGUUUUUCACUAUAAGCUUUUUCAUAUUAUUUUACAUCAUAAACUACAUACAUGUAUUAUCUUCAUAAAAAUAUAAUCAGUGUAAAAUAUACAACAUCACACCUUUUGGGAAAACAAGAGUUAAUUGUGUAUUGAUUUGACAGUAAAAGGAAUAAAGAAAAAAAAGUAUGGGAAGCAUGUUUCCAUCACCAUUCUUUAAUGUCAGGAUCAUUUUAAAUUAUGUUGUUGUGUGCUGUGGAGUCAAUUCCAAGUCAUAGCAACCCUAUAUGAAAGAGUAGAAGCCCCAUAGGGUUUCCUAGGCUGUAAUCUUUAUGGUAACAGAUCGCCAGAUCUUUUCUCUCAUGUAGGGUGGGUUGGUUGAUUCAAACUACCUAUUUUCAGUUAGUAGCUGAGCAUUUAACAAUUGCACCAGGGCUUUUUGUAUUAAAUUAUAGUUGAAUUUUUUGGUUACUUUGAUAAGCAGAAUAAUGGCUCCCCAAAGGUGUCCAUGUCCUAGUAUCUGGAACCUGUGAAUAUGCUAUAUUACAUGGCAAAGGAGAAUUAUGGUUGCAGAUAUAAUUAAAGUUGCUGAUCAAAUGACCUUAAAAUAGGUUUUCUUGGAUUAUCCAUGUGGGCCCAGUGUAAUCACAAAAACCAAACUAAACCUGUUGCCAUUAAGUCGAUUCCAACUUAUAGUGACCCUACAGGACACAGUACAACUGCCCUGUAGGGUUUCCAAGGUGUGGCUGAUGGAUUUGAACUGUCAGUCUUUUGGUUAGCAGCCUAAGCUCUUAACCACUGUACCAGGGCUAGUGUAAUCACAGGGAUCUGUAAAAGUGGAAGAGGAAGGCCAAAGAGGAGGUCAAAGUGAUCCCAUAUGAGAAGGGUCCAGCCCACCAUUAUGGGCUGUCUUAGUAACCUAUUGCUGCCCUAACAAAAAUAUUUCAGGUGGGUGCCUUUAAAGAAUAGGAAUUUAUUAUCUCACAGUUUUGGAGACUAGGAGUUUGAAUUCAGGGUGCAGGCAGGCCUAUACUCUAUCCACUCUCAGAGAUCAUUCUUACCUCUUUCAGCUCCUGGCAACCCUGGGCAUUUCUUGGAAUUCCUUGACUUGUAGACAGGUCCUGACAUGGCAUCUUCACUCUUUGUGUAUGUCUCUCCUUGUCUGUUUUCCCUUUUUAUAAGACACCCCUCGAAAGGGAUUAGAUUUAAGCUCAACUCCAGUAUAACCUCAUCAAUAUAACAAAAGAAAAACCGUUAUUUCCAAACAUGGUCACAUUAGCAGGUUCAGGGGUUAGGACUUCAGCAUAUCUCUUUGUGGGACACAAGUCAAUUGAUAACAUAAGCUUCAAAGAUGGAGGAAGGGGGCCACAAGCCAAGGAAUGUUGGUGGCCUGUAGGUGGAAAGGCAAGGAAGUUGAUUCUCCCCCAGAGCCUCCAGAAUGGAACGCAGCCUUGUCAACACCUAGAUUUUAACCCAGUGAAACCGGUGUCAGAACUCUAACCUAGAGACCGAUAAGAUAAUAAAUUGUGUCUGAAGCAGCCGAGUUUGUGGUAAUUUGCUAUGGCAGCACUCAAAAAUAGUGAAGGUUUGAUCUCUUUGCAAAUAUUUAACGAGCAAAAAGCAGAUGAGGUUAUGGUUAAUAUGCGUUUUUGUUUUUUUUUUCUUUUAAUUCUUAGAAUUUGUCCAUAAAAAUGCUCAACAUUUCUUUCAAUUAACCUUUUAAUUUUUGGAUAUUUAAUACCUCAGAAUUCAUUUUGGACAAUACCUUUCCAAUCUGUGAUCGUUCUUGCUGUUAGUUGCCAUUAAGUCAAUUCCAACUCAUGAUAACCCCGUGUGUUACAGAGCAGGGUUUUCUUGGCUGUAAUCUUAACAGAAGCAAAUCACCAGGACUUUUCUUCCAUAGUACUGCUGGGUGGGUUUGAACCACCAACCUUUCAGUUAGUAGUCAAGUGAAAACUGUUUGUGCCACAAAAAAAAAAACAAAAAACUAAGUAUUUAUUUGGAAAUAUGGACUAUCUCCAAUAGGGACCUCCUUGGAAAAUUAACAUGGAAAGUAGCUGAGUACAAACCACAAAUUAAGAAUGUGAGCUUUGGAGUUUGAGGCCCAGAGACCUAGAACCUCUGCUGGUUCUGGCUGUGUGACAUUAGAUAAGUUGUUUGACCUCUGUAUGCUUUUUUUUUUUUUUCUGAAAAAUAGACUAGAACUUGUCAUUAAGUUGUGAUGAGGGUAACAUGAGAUAAUAUAGGUAGCAUUUAGUAUGAUCUGGCCCACGGGUCACUUUAUAAAAAUUAUAAAACACACAGAAUCUAAAAAAAAAAAGAAAAAUUAAUUCUAGUGCCUUUCAACAGGAAAGCAAAAGCUCUAGACAACUCAGGAGUUCCCAAAGGCGUAAAUACAUCAAUUGAUAUUCAUAAGGACAUUCCUGUGUCAUCAAGUACAUUUUUUCUUUUAAAGAUCUUUAAAAUAUGCAUGUAUUGGUGCUUAAAGUAGCAAGCUUUUUGUACCUGAAAAAUUAAUUUAUGUAAAAUUUAUAUCAAGUGUCAAACGGACAAAAUAUAUUUUUUAUUAUGGCACAAGCCCCAACUUCAACACAUUAGCCAUGCAUAUGGCCAUGGGACACCGAACCUCUCUGAGCCUAAGUUUUGUCUGUAGUGUUUAGAAUGUAGAAUAGCUGUCUGGCAGUGUGGUUGGGAGGAUUGGAGACAUAGUGUAUUUUAAGUACUAAUCACCUUGCUGGAGCCCUGGUGGCACGGUGGUUAAGAACUCGGCUGCUAACCAAAAGGUCGGCGGUGCGAAUCCACCAGCCACUCCUUGGAAACCCUAUGGGGCAGUUCUUCUCUAUCCUUAUUAAGGUUGCUAUGAGUCAGAAUCGACUUGACACCAAUGGGUUUUUUUUUUUUUUUAAACACCUUGUGCAACAGUACAUAGGUGCUUAAUAAUUCAUGGUUAUUCUUAAGAUUUUUAUUUUAUCCUCCUCUACAACUGCAUCACUUAAAGUCUACAGUGACCUAAUUAUGAAAUUCUGUGAAUUCUUCUCUUCCCUUAUUACAGUUUCUAUAACAUUUGAUACUAUUGAACAUCUUGAAAUUCUCUUUUCUCCUUCUGUAGUGUUCUUCGUACCUCUUUGAUUAUUCUUCCUUUUCAGACUUACCUGUUGCUCUUCUCCCUAAAAACUGAAAAGGUGCCAUUUGAGCUAAGACCUGAAGGAGGAAAGGGAGCGAGCCAUUGUUUUAGGAUGAGGAAACAGCAGCUUCAUAGUGUGAGACAGUAAUGUGCCUGCUAUUUGGGGGAAACAGUGAGGUGGCCAUUGUUUCUGGUUUGUGCAAAAGGGGAGGAGCAGUAGGAGAGAUAAUGGGGGAUCAUGAUUGUUUUGGUCCUGUCUACUUGUCUUCUUAAAAACUGGACAUUAUUCAUUACUACUUAAUCUAUUCUCUUCAUAUUCCUCUCUCUUCUGUCAUCUGGUAAGUCACCAAGUUUUACUGAUUCCAACUCCUAGAUUACUCUCCUAUCUGUACUCUUCAUUCUCACUACUUUUGCCAUAGUUCUUACCUUUAUCAUGGGUCAUUCAGCUGGUUUGCUGCUAGUUUCCCACCUCAUAUUCAGCCCUCAUUCAACAGGUAUUUGUUGAACACAUUCUGUGUUCUAGGCCCUGCAAUAGGCAUUAUGGAUGUGAUGGUCAUCAAGCAAGGCAUGAUUAUUGCUCUUACCAAAUUCACAGUGUAACUGGGGAGAUAAACAUUCAGGCAGUGACAUGACAGUACAAUAAGCACUUUGGGACAGGAGGUACAAGCAAUCUUAGCACCGUGUAGGAAGGGGUGUGGCUACACGCUGAUUUAUGAGGGUCAGCGAAAGUUUUCCAGAGGACAUUAUAUUCCAGUUAAUAUCUAAAAGGUUAGCAUGACUUACACCCUCAAAGAGAGAAGAAGAAGUGUCCAACCAGAGGGACCAUUUAGGCAAAUAUACAGAAAAUAGAACUGGAAGAGGCUUUGUAUCGCGGUAUAAAGCAUGGAAGGAGCCCUAGUGGUUCAGUGGUUAAACGCUCAGCUGCUAACCUGAAGGUUGUCAGUUCGAACUCACCCAGUGGCUCUACAAGAGAAAGACCUGGUGAUCUGCUUCCAUGAAGAUUAUAGCCUAGAAAACUCUAUGGGGCAGUUCUACUCUGUUACAUGGGAUCACUAUGAGUCAAAAAUCAGCUUGAUGGCACCCAACAACAACAACAUGGAGUAUGGAGAGGAGUGGAUCAAAAUCAGGCUGGAGAGGUAUGAAGGAGCCAAAAUCGUGCAUGCUAUCUUAAGACACUCUUAAAAUGUUUGGUUAAUCCGUCACCAAAAUGAUCAUUUUAAAACUUGAAUAUAAUCAUUUACCUCCCUCGAUUUAAACCUACCAGUGAUUGCCAGUUGACUUCAGGUUAAAUUCAAGUUCUGUAACAUAGCACCACGGUGCCUUAAUCUGGCUUUUGCCCCUUCAACAUUAGCUUCCACAUGUCCCACUCAUGUCUUUAUACAUUACAGUGCAGAAUUGCUUGUAAUUACUCCACAGAAGAGAGAGAUUUCAAGUCUCCAGGACUUGGGGAAUGUUUGGAAUACUCUUUGGCCCUUGCCAACCUCAAGAACUCAUAUUUGUCCUUAAAAAUUUAACUCAGCUGGCAUCUUCUACAGGAAUCAUUCCCUGAAAACUCAAACAGAGCUAAUCAUUUCCUUUUCUGUGUUACCACCCACUUCUGUGUGAUCUUUUCAUUGCACUUAUCACAGUUCUAUAACAGUUUGUUUAUAUGUUAAACUCCUCCACUACUGUGGGCUCUUUCAAGAUGUUUGGGCUUUUGUUUUUAUUUUUGCUUAGUCUGCAUAUCCUUAGCCCCUAGCAUAGUGCCUGGCACUUAGCCACUCUUAAUAAAUGUUUGGUGACUUUAAUUGAUACAAAGGAAAGCUCAGUUAAUUUUGACCAAAAGCAAUGAGAAUUAUUUGUAGGAAGGGAUUACCAUUACUUUAUAGAUCAUUUAAAUCACAAGAUUAUGAUAGCACUCAACACACUUGUAUUUUAUUGAAUGACAUUCAACCUUGCUAUAAUGUAAACUCAAUGAGGUCAGGAACCUUAUCUAACUCGUUGACUGUUUUGUCUCCAAACCUACCACAGUUCCUGGCACAUUGGAAGUUAUUCUAUAAAUACUUGUAGAAGGUAGAUCUAUACAAUGUUAGCAAAGGAAUCAUAGACUUUGCUCAGAGACCAUCUCAUCCAAAUCAGUCUGAUGUGUGAAUCUGACCUGCAUCUUUUUAAAGGAUCUGAAGGCAUUGCAUUCUUAAUUUAGCAGUGUCUUUAGCUCUGACUUUCAAAAACUUUGCAGAAAUUACCCCAUCAUACAUGCUGCAUUAUUAUUGUCUUUUUAUGAUUUUCAAUAUUCCUUUACUUUUCAGUCACACAAAAUGAUAACAUCAGUAUUCAUUAUUUAAAUAAUUGUGUAAAUAUUAUUUGAAUUAAAAUAUUUUUUUCUUCUGUAUUAAUGCUUUAAAAUUGCCAUUUCUGGUUACUAUUUUUAAAAAGCUUCAUGUUUUAUCACAGGCAAUUCCUUACUUUAAAACACUAAAUAUAUUGUUAAAUACAAUUUUAAAUAGAUAUCAAAUAGAAUAAUCUCAGAAUUGUCUCAUUACUGUGGAUAGUUCUGAAAAGAAGAAACAUAGAUGGCAAAUAAAUAUCUUAAAAAGUUAAAACCUUACUAGUACAAUACAGUCACAUAAAAAUUGAAGAAAAAAAAUUUUUUAAACCUCUCUCAUUCAAAGUUUGUUUUGCUUUUUGUUUUUUUAAUACUAAUACACGGAGACCUAAGUGUACUAUAAGGAACCCUGGUGGCACAGUGGUUAAGCCCUUGGCCGCUAACCAAAAGAUCAGCAGUUUGAACCCACCAGCCACUCUGCAGUAGAAAGAUGUAGCAGUCUCUCUGCUUUCAUAAAGAUUACAGCCUUGGAAACCCUAUGGGGCAGUUCUGUUCUGUCACAUGGGAUCACUAUGAGUUAGAAUCGACUUGACAGUAACGGGUUAAGUGUGCUUUGAAAAGGGCUAUCUUGGAUACUACUGGUGAUAGUGUGAAUUGGUAUAAGUUUUUUUUAAGGCAGUUUAAUACUACGUGUUAAAAAAUUUUUAAAUGUUCACGUGCAUUUAUCCUUCAAAAAUAUUCAGCCUAAGGAAAUAAUAUCCAAAUAUUUAUGAGUAAGAAUAUUUAGUACAUUAUAAUAGCAAAAAUUUAGAGACAACAUAAACUUUUAACAGAAGGGAAUGACUCUAUAUUAUACAUCUAUAUGCUAGAAUACUCUGUAGCCACUACAAAUCACAUAUUUAAAGAAUCCCAUAUUUUAUGAUAUGGAGGAAAUGUCAAAUGAAAAACAUUGAAUGCAAAAUUAUACAACUGAACAGUUUUAUAAAACAGCAUGCAGAGAAAGACUGGAAGAAGAUUCUUAAGCACAUGGAAGAGCUUCUUAAGCACAUGAAGCCUUUGUCUCAAGUGUACAAAUGGCAGGUUUUCCAAUGGAAUCUCUUGCAGUUGUCUCUGUGUUGAGACUUUUAGCUAUGGGAGCUCUGAUUUUGACAGUGGUCUGAUCACUGUACCCAGAGCCUUAAUGAAGAGCCAAUAUGGAGAAACUGUUACUAACAGUACUGAAUUGUGAAGUUAUACUUUAUGGUACUAUUAUACUGUCAUUUUGCUGUGAGUUAAGUAGGAUUUUGGGAGGCUGUCUUCGAGCACUAAAUUUAUUAAGUAUUUGCUGUAUGUCUAACCCUGUAUUAGGUACUUUUGCAUCCAUUAUCUCGUGUAAUCUUCACAAAAAUGCUUCAAAACAAAAACAGUUUUUAUUACCCGCUUUACAGAUAGGACGGGAGAAAGAUGCGGCAGUGUGCUUCUGUAAAGAUUAACAGCUUUGGAAACCCUGUGGGGCAGUUCUGCUCUGCACUUUAGAGUCGCUGUGAGUCAGAAUCGACUCAACGGCAGUGGGUGGGUUUUGCAGAUAGGGAAACAGAUCCAGUGACUUGUUCUGAGUUACACAGGUAAUAAAUUGAGACUUGAGCUUUAAUUCCCUGCUUCGAAAUUCAUGCUUUUUCUAUUACACCGCAUAGAUUUUAUCCCUCUGUGUCAGACUGGUAUCACCAACACAAAAGUAACGUACAAGCCUCAAAUACAAGCAUUCCUCAGUUUGCAAAUAAGUUGUGUUUCUAAAUCAGAAACAAACAUAUGUAAUGACUUUUCUCAUAGGGAGACCAUUAAACUCAUUAAGAAUCAGCCCCCAAGUGUGUUUCUCAGAUCUGAAUUGUCAAAUACUCAAUACUCGUAACACUACUCCCAUGACAAUUGUUGAUAUUUAUUGAAGCUUUCCAUGUGCCAGGCACCAUUCUAAAUUCUCUUCGUGGUAACCCUUUAAAUCCUUGAAACAAUCCUAGUAAACACCAGUAUUAUCCCCCUUUUCAGAUAAGAAAAGUGAAGCACAGGUCGGGCAGGUAAUAAGUAUCAAAGCCAAAAUUUGAAUCAAGGCAGUCUGAAUAUUAAAGGAACUACUAUUAGUGAUUGGUAGCGUGGGUUCUGGAACAAGAUUUUCUGGCUACCAUCAGUUAAUUUUGUUACCUUGGGCACAUGAUGUAACUUGUCUAAACCUUAGUUUCUUGAUCUGUGAAAUGGAGUAAAUUUUGUUAAUUAGGAACAUGGUUGCAGAGGAUCAAGAGAAUGCAAAACAGUUCAGCACACAGUAAGAUAUGUAGUAAGUCUUCCAAAGUUUAAGGUCAUUAUGUAAACAUACACUGAUAUUAAGUAAACAGUGUGGAUGUUGUGGCCAUUACAUGCUACAGAGAACAAAUGCAACUACUGGAAUCAGAUGAGGGAGGCUCCUGGAGGAGAUGGCAUUGUUAGGGACCAUAUGAAAUGACAGGGAGGUAUCGAUAGGAUCAUUCUAUGGCAUAAGCUGUGUUGUAGAAGAAGGUGUUGGUGAGUUUUGUGUUGAAAGUUAUAAUUAGGGAUGGGCUUGAAUCUGAGGGGUUUAGUAUUGGACUUGAAUCUCAUCGCACCAUAAUUUAAUUUACUUUGUAUCAGUUCUUUAAGGAAUUACAAUAGAUCUGUUCAUCUCUCCCUUCUAGUCUACUUCUAUGGUGACUUACGUGUAUCUGAUAUCCCCAAUUCCUUAUUCUCCUUAAAGCACUGAUGAGCACCUAGUACAUAGUACGGAUUGUUAACUUAAUUAAGUUAAGGAAGAAAACCUGUUUAUCUUCUUUAAUGGGGGGUAAUGAUGUAUAUAUAAUGCUAACAGCAUGGAGGUCUAAGUAAUAAACAAAUCCAAUUAUAGAUGUACAGAGAUAUCUAUACUGUUGUUAACAAAUGCAAGUUUCUAGAGCUGGCUUACGUUAACAACUUAGGAAAGGAUUUUGGUAGGUGAGCACCUGUUUCUUCAGAGAUAUAUUUUAGUCAUAAUUUUACAUUUCAGUGUUAAACUAGUGAUAACUAUUUCCAUAGCCUGUUUUGAGAAGCAACAUCAUAUCUAACCUCUAUCUUUGAAGUAAGAGAGGGGAGGAAAGGAAGGAAGGUUAGGUAAGUAGUUGGGCAGAAAGAGGAAUUUUAAAUGUAUAUAAUGGGUAAUUCCCCCUUAACAUAUUUUUUUUCUUCCCUGUCUUAGUCAUCUAGUGUUUCUAUAACAAAAAUACCACAAGUGGUUGGCUUUAACAAAGAGAAAUCUAUUCUCUCACAGUCUAGUAGCCUACAUGUCCAAAUUCAGGGCAUCAGCUCCAGGGGAAGGCUUUCUCUUCUCUGUCAGCCCUGGAGGAAGCUCCUUGUCAUCAGUCUUCCCCAGUCAAGGAGCUUCUCAGUACAGAGACCCCGAGUCCAAAGGAAGCACUCUGCUCCCUGUGCUUCUUUCUUAGUGGUGUGAGGUCCCCAUGUCUCUCUGCCAGCUUCUGUCUUUUAUAUCUCAAAAGAGAUUGGCUAAAGACACAAUCUAAUCUCAUAGAUCUCAUCAACAUAAUUGCAAAUAAUCUGUCUGUUUAACAUCAUAGUGAUAGGAUUUAUAACACAUAGGAAAAUGACAUCAGAUGACAAAAUGGUAGACUCAAUACUGGGGAUCAUGGCAUAGCCAAAUUGAUACAUAUAAUUUUGGGAGACGCAGUUCAAUCCAUGACAGUCCCUCAUAAGAUCUUAUAGUGGCAGACCUAGAAGUAGACAAGACAACCUGGAACAUUAGGUUCUAUGUAAGCCAAAAAGCACCACACCUCAGAAAACCAAAGCAUGAGCUGAUCAGUAACAUGCCAUACAGGUGGAACUGAGCUGGUACAGAGUUAAAUGUCUUUCUCUUUGCACUUUCCUGACUGUAUCAGUCAUUUCAAAAGUGCAUGAAUUUAAAUAUUGACAGAUACAGUUGACUCUUCACUCUUCAGCACAGUUGAGGGGUGUAUCAGCUUUUUUCACAGUAGAGAGAAAUUUGUUGUGUCUUAAGAUCCAAAAGCAUGUAUAGGACAAAAGCCAGGCUUAUAGUAAAUUUUGUUAUACUAUACAUUAUUUUUGUACUAUGUUAAAUGGAUCCACUCUGCUCUUUCCCAGGGGAAAACUGUGGGUUGAAUCAUAAUUACUAAAUAUUUAAUUGAAAAGAUGUCUUUGAAAUGGAUUUAACAGGUGUUAUUUUUUUUUUUAUUUUGGAAAGUGCUGCUAACAUUUUGGAGAGGUUUGACUUUUUAUGAUUUUUUUCUUCCAUUUUCAUAUAUAAUAUCAAAAUCAGGUAUUAUAUUAACAUAAUUUAUUGAAGUUAGAUUACUCUGAUUUGAAUUAAAAUCUCUUUGGACAUGAACAUGUUAAGAACUAAAAACAUCUGUGUGUAAUGCUCUCGGUGAUUGCACUAGUUCUCUCAUAGACUUUCUGCAUUCAUCCAUUAAAUAGGAAAUAACUGAAAUCUCAAAACCCCCAGUUACACAUAGAAUUUGAUUUUUUUGUUUGUUUGUUUGUUUUCUUUUUUUGUAAUUUACUAUUUUAGAAUUGGGAAUAAAUUUCUACCUUUAAAAAUAAUGUAGUAAAUGGAACAAGUUUCCUAGGGCAGUAUUCCCAGAGAUCACAUCAUUCUCGUCAUCUGGAGAAAGGGAGGCGUUGUCUGAUUUUGGAUCACUGUUGACAGCUACAUCACUCGACACCAGAGAAACCCACAGAGAAGAGAAUUUCCAAGGGAAUUUAUACACUGCAACGUCACUGAGCCUCUCAUGCAGUUUCUGUUUUGGUGAUGAUGUUUUGAAAAAAGAGUAUAUUGCUAAAUUAAUAUGUUACUAUACCGUCACCACAAUAAUAUAGAAAUACACUCAUGUCUUACAUCUCUUUCUGCAUCUUAAAGUUUUCCCACUUAUUAUUUGCCUUUGUCCCAAUUUCCUCACUUAUUUUCAUUUUAAUAUGCAGUGCUGGUGUUUUAUAAGCUACCAUGAUCACUUGGGAAUGAAAUAGGGACAAGUAAAUAUUUUCAAAGUGUAAUAAAUCUUAAUUUUGACAAAACUGUAAGCCAUUAUCAGAGGUAGCAUAAAGCAUUGUGGAGGAUAAAAUUGUUAUGGUUCUCCCACCAUUAAUUAAACAAUUGUACAUUUUUAAGAGUAACUAUACUAACUAUAUACCUAUCUAUGAGUCGGAAUCAACUUGACGGCACUGGGUUUUGGAUGGGUAUACUAAAAAAAAAAAAUUUUUUUUUAUACUAUUAAAAAAAUAAUAAUUUUUUUUUUUUUAUACCUGUUACUGCAAAUGCGCCUUUGCCCCCAGCUGGGUCUAGACUAGUUUAUGGAGACCUGUCUUGUCCAUUUUGACCUUCCUUGUGAGCCAGCUCUCUCAACACUGGAACUUUCUUCAACCUGCUUCAUGUCUAAACCAACAAAUGCUGUCCCCCAAGGAUUUGUUCAUGAAGUAGUAUCAUAUUGUUGCUCAGAAAGCUUUUAUGGGUUGAUGAACCAUAGACAUGCUUUUCUCAUAUUAUAUAUAUGUAGUUUGGGAGAGGAUGAAAAACUUCUAAAACAAUAGAAACAGUAUUGGCAGGGGGACUUUGGGUUAGCAUGCUAGGGUAAUUUUUAAAAAGAUGUGUCAUGCCCACCUCCCCUCUUUUCCUCAGUUUACUUAAUAUUAGAAGGUAUGCCUUUUAGAAUGUGGCUCUAUUUUAGAGACUAGUGACCUGUUAUGAAUUUACAUUAAAUUGUAGUAAUUGAGAUGUAUUUCAUGUUAAUGGAAUUGUUAAGAAUACAGUCAAGGCACAGUUCUUAAUAUCUAGGCAGAUUCAAACAUCUUUUCUCAAGUAUCCCCUUAUUAAGAAAAUGAAUUAAAUGUAGAGAUAUAUAGAUACACAGAAAUAUGUUCAUGUUGUGAGGUGGUACAGUACUAAUAAUAGCUCCUGCAAGUAUUAUUUAUGUAAAGAUAUUAUGUUGUGCAGCUCAAAUGAAAAGCUUCGCAAAUUACAAAAAACCAUGGUAGUAUUUUUAAAUUAUUUAAAUUACUGUGAAAAAGACAUCUAAGAGGAAGCGAGGAGACCUGAGUCCUAGCCUUUCUUCACUGAACUGUGACCUUCAGCAAGUCAACCUUUUAACUCUGUGCUCUCUUCAUCUUGGAAAUGAAGGCAAUGCCUGGGAGAUUGUUGAUUGCAUCAUGCCUGGGGUCUUAAAAGCUUGCAAGCAGCCAUCCAAGUAUUUGACAUUUUUUCAACAAUGGAAAGGGCAGUUUCACCUGGUUCAAUCUAAUAUAAAGACAUCUGUUGCCAACAUAUUGACUGCUUUGAGGGACUGACUGAUCCCUCCUGAUAACAUGUCCAAAGUAUGUGAGACAAAGUCUCACCAUCCUCGCUUCAAAGGAGCAUUCAGGCUUUACUAGAUGCUCACUGAGGAUGUCAGUUUCUUUGUGUGGGAAGUAGAUAUUGAAGGUUGUGUGGUUUACAAACAAGAUCUUUAAAAGUUUAACACUUAAGAUUCUUCUCAUCUACCUGCUGAGAGACAACUAGAGGAAAGAGCCCUGAACUUGGAGAUGAUAAGAAGAAUUGGUUUCUCUUGUUUGCUCUGCCCCUUACUGGCUGUAACUGGACCAAGGAAAUAAAUAGCAGAAACCAAGAGCACAGGAUAUUUUCCUUCAUCAGUCCGUAGAACACUGAUGUUUCUCUAAUUCCAUCAAACACAGAAGAAUGACCACCUUGGUGAAUGGCCACAGAGGAUGUCAACAACUCUUUUGAGAGAGAAGAGGUACUCCCUUACAAGGACUCCUAAAGGCAUAGAGCAUCUGAAGAUUUCCUGCCUCCACUACGUUGCUGGAUCUCACAAGUCUUGUUAUGUUUUCACCAGUUUCUCUCCAGAAGGCUAUAUUAUUGGAAUUUUGAAGACAUGAAAACAUCAGAGGAACCAGCCUGCAACACCCUGAACUCAGAUUGGAAGAUAGAGAGAAAGUUUAAAGAAUGUGGCCAAUAAAGACGGGUAGUACCUGGAAAUAUUAACUGACUCACACUGUAAAAAUGAGAUUGGUUUCUAAACAAAAGAGGUUAUUUUAGGCCACCAUCAAAGUUCAAGACAAAAUGUUGAAAUAAAAACUUUACACUCCCCCUCCUUCCCACUUCAGGCAGGUACCAGCAUUAAUGAAUUAUGAUUUUCUUUAAUCAGAAGCACUCAUUUUUAUCCAUGUAGACCACCUAUAAGACUUAAAUAUUGGUUAUUUAAUGUAGAUUAAUAAUGAGAAACUGAUUUUUCACAAUGGCAGAUUUUAAGGACUUGGUUCCAAACUGAGCUGAAGCUUCCCAAUGCAUUUUGUACAGUCUGGGAAAAACUGUGCUGCGUCGGCCUAUUUUUGAAGGCCAACAUGCCAUGUAAUAUAAGGAUAUCAUCUUAUUGCUGAUAUCUUUGAAGAGUCCCAAGCAGACACAGAAAAUGAAUGGAGGCAAGGAGUGUGACGGAGGGGACAAGGAUGGAGGUCUUCCAGCUAUACAAGUUCCUGUGGGUUGGCAGCGUCGAGUGGAUCAAAAUGGAGUACUCUAUGUCAGUCCCAGUGGGUCUUUGUUAUCUUGCUUGGAGCAGGUUAAAACAUACCUGCUUACUGAUGGAACAUGCAAGUGUGGCUUGGAAUGUCCUCUUAUUCUUCCCAAGGUGUUUAAUUUUGACCCUGGAGCUGCUGUGAAACAGAGAACUGCAGAAGAUGUUAAAGCAGAUGAAGAUGUCACAAAGCUGUGCAUACAUAAAAGAAAGAUCAUUGCAGUGGCCACCCUUCACAAAAGCAUGGAAGCCCCACAUCCUUCUCUGGUGCUCACCAGUCCCGGAGGAGGAACAAAUGCAACUCCAGUAGUACCUUCUCGGGCAGCAACUCCAAGAUCAGUAAGAAAUAAGUCUCAUGAAGGAAUUACAAAUUCUGUAAUGCCUGAAUGUAAACAUCCUUUCAAGUUAAUGAUUGGAUCAUCGAAUGCCAUGGGAAGGUUGUACGUACAGGAACUGCCUGGGAGCCAGCAACAAGAACUCCACCCCAUCUACCCCCGGCAGAGAUUGGGCAGCAGUGAACAUGGACAGAAGUCUCCAUUCCGUGGCAGCCAUGGAGGCCUGCCCAGCCCAGCGUCAUCAGGAUCCCAGAUAUAUGGAGAUGGCUCAAUCUCUCCAAGGACUGACUCACUUGGAAGCCCUGAUGUUUUCACAAGAAAUAAUCCUGGUUUUCAUGGAGCUCCCAAUUCUAGUCCUAUUCACCUGAAUAGGACUCCACUUUCUCCACCUUCAGUAAUGCUACAUGGUUCUCCUGUACACUCGUCCUGUGCAAUGGCUGGAAGGACUAAUAUACCUCUUUCCCCAACCUUGACUACAAAGAGUCCAGUAAUGAAAAAACCAAUGUGUAAUUUUUCAACUAAUAUGGAAAUACCACGAGCAAUGUUCCACCACAAACCACCCCAAGGCCCACCACCCCCUCCUCCACCUCCUUGUGCUCUUCAGAAAAAGCCAUUAACGUCUGAGAAAGAUCCACUUGGCAUUCUUGACCCUAUUCCUAGUAAACCAGUGAAUCAGAACCCUGUUAUCAUUAAUACAACCAAUUUCCAUUCAAAUGUCCACUCUCAGGUACCUGUGAUGAAUGUAAGCAUGCCUCCUGCUGUCGUUCCUUUGCCAAGCAAUCUCCCUUUGCCAACUGUAAAACCUGGUCACAUGAAUCACGGGAGUCAUGUACAAAGAGUUCAGCAUUCAGCUUCAACCUCCCUGUCCCCUUCUCCAGUGACAUCCCCAGUGCACAUGAUGGGGACUGGAAUUGGAAGGAUUGAGGCAUCCCCCCAAAGAUCACGUUCAUCUUCCACGUCAUCAGAUCAUGGAAAUUUCAUGAUGCCACCUAUAGGACCCCAGGCCACUUGUAGUGGCAUUAAGGUUCCACCCAGGUCACCAAGGUCAACAAUAGGGUCCCCAAGACCAUCAAUGCCAUCAAGCCCUUCUACCAAGUCCGAUGGAUAUCAUCAAUACAAGGAUAUCCCUAAUUCAUUAAUUGCUGGAAUGAGUAAUGUACUAAAUACCCCAGGCAGUGCAGGUUUCCCUACUGCAUCUGCCGGAAGUGGUUCUGUAAAGAGUCAGCCUGGUCUGCUGGGAAUGCCUUUAAAUCAGAUCUUGAACCAGCACAAUGCUGCCUCCUUUCCAGCAAGUAGUUUACUCUCAGCAGCAGCCAAAGCACAGCUAGCAAAUCAAAACAAACUGGCUGGUAACCACAGCAGCAGCAGUAGCAAUUCUGGAGCUGUUGCCGGCAGUGGCAACCCGGAAGGACAUAGCACUUUAAACACCAUGUUCCCUCCUGCUGCCAACGUGCUUCUCCCAACAGGUGAAGGGCAAAGUGGCCGAGCAGCGCUAAGAGAUAAGCUGAUGUCUCAGCAAAAAGACUCAAUGCGGAAAAGGAAACAACCACCCACCACAGUGUUGAGCUUGCUCAGACAGUCUCAAGGGGAUAGUUCUGCAGUUCCUAAACCUGGACCUGACUUGCUAAGGAAGCAGGGUCAGGGUUCGUUUCCCAUCAGUUCAAUGUCUCAAUUACUACAGUCUAUGAGUUGUCAAAGCUCUCACUUGAGUAGCAAUAGUACCCCGGUGUGUGGGGGCUCAAACACUGCUUUGCCUUGCUCUGCUAACCAGCUGCAUUUUACAGAUCCCAGUAUGAACUCCAGUGUUCUUCAGAAUUCACUGACACAGAACAUACCUUUAAGAGGGGAAGCCGUGCACUGCCACAAUGCAAACACUAACUUUGUUCACGGUAACAGUCCAGUCCCAAACCACCAUCUUGCAGGUUUAAUAAAUCAGAUUCAGGCUAGCGGGAACUGUGGGAUGCUCAGUCAGUCGGGCAUGGCUUUAGGAAAUUCAUUACAUCCCAACCCACCUCAGUCAAGAAUUUCAACGUCCUCCACUCCAGUGAUACCAAACAGCAUUGUUAGCAGCUAUAAUCAAACAAGUUCUGAAGCAGGCGGUUCAGGACCAUCAUCUUCCAUAGCUAUAGCUGGCACCAAUCAUCCUGCCAUCACAAAGACAACAUCUGUUCUUCAAGAUGGCGUCAUAGUCACCACUGCGGCUGGAAAUCCACUGCAGAGUCAGCUGCCCAUUGGGAGUGAUUUUCCUUUUGUUGGCCAGGAGCACGCACUUCAUUUUCCAUCCAACAGCACGUCCAACAACCAUCUUCCACACCCCUUGAACCCCAGCCUCCUCAAUUCUCUACCUAUCUCUUUGCCAGUGAAUCAACAGCAUCUCUUAAACCAGAAUCUAUUAAAUAUCCUCCAGCCUUCAGCAGGAGAAGGCAAGUCUGAGAUCAACCUCCACCCUUUAGGUUUUUUCAACCCAAAUGUAAACGCUGCUUUAGCUUUUCUCUCCGGUGACCUGGAUGGGCAGGUAUUACAGCCUGUUCACUUUCAGCUCUUAGCAGCCCUGCUUCAGAACCAAGCCCAAGCAGCUGCCAUGCUUCCCCUGCCUUCUUUCAAUCUGACCAUCUCAGAUCUUUUGCAACAGCAAAAUACCCCUUUACCCUCAUUAACACAGAUGACAGCCCCACCAGACCAUUUGCCAAGCAAUCAGUCAGAGAACAGCCGAGCUGAGACCCUUUUAACCAGCCCCCUGGGGAAUCCUUUACCAAUCUUUGCAGGCAGUGACACUACUUUUAACCCCCUGUUCCUCCCAGCUGUCACUGGGGCCUCAGGAUUAAUGGCCUUGAAUCCCCAGCUGUUGGGAGGUGUCCUGAACUCGGCAUCGGCCAACACGGCUAAUCAUCCAGAGGUUUCCAUAGCAACCUCCUCCCAGGCAACCACUACCACAACCACUACAUCAUCAGCAGUGGCAGCACUGACUGUCUCAACACUUGGUGGGACAGCAGUGGUGUCAAUGGCAGAAACAUUGCUGAAUAUAUCUAAUAAUGCUGGGAAUACACCUGGUCCAGCUAAACUCAACAGUAACUCUGUGGUGCCACAGCUACUUAACCCUCUACUGGGGACAGGUCUGCUUGGUGACAUGUCCUCAAUAAACAAUAUGAAUAACCAUCAACUGACUCAUCUACAGUCGCUGUUAAACAACAAUCAGAUGUUCCCUCCAAAUCAGCAACAGCAGCAGCUUCUCCAAGGGUACCAAAAUCUCCAGGCAUUUCAAGGACAGUCCGCAAUUCCUUGUCCAGCAAACAAUAACCCUAUGGCAUGUCUGUUUCAGAACUUCCAGGUGAGAAUGCAGGAAGAUGCAGCUCUCCUAAACAAAAGAAUAAGCAGUCAGCCUGGGCUCACAGCACUUCCAGAGAAUCCGAACACUACACUUCCACCUUUCCAAGAUACACCUUGUGAGUUGCAGCCAAGGAUUGACCCACCUCUUGGUCAGCAAGUGAAGGAUGGCCUCGUCGUGAGUGGCCAAGGCGAUGCUUCUGUAGAUGCCAUUUACAAAGCAGUUGUUGAGGCAGCCAGCAAAGGAAUGCAGGUUGUCAUCACCACUGCAGUCAACAGUACAACUCAGAUUAGUCCCAUUCCAGCUCUGAGUGCCAUGAGUGCCUUCACUGCCUCGAUUGGUGAUCCAUUAAAUCUCUCCAGUGCUGUCAGUGCGGUCAUUCAUGGACGAAACAUGGGAGGUGUAGAUCAUGAUGCUAGGCUGAGGAGUACAAGAGGGGCUCGGCUGCCCAAAAAUCUGGACCAUGGGAAGAACUCAAAUGAAGGAGAUGGGUUUGAGUAUUUCAAGUCAGCAAGUUGCCACGCAUCCAAAAAACAGUGGGACGGGGAGCAAAGCCCUGGAGGAGAGCGAAACAGGUGGAAGUGCGAGGAGUUUUUAGAUCAUCCAGGCCAUAUCCAUAGUAGUCCUUGUCACGAAAGGUCCAACAAUGUCUCUACACUGCCAUUUUUGCCUGGGGAACAGCACCCAAUAAUGUUACCACCAAGAAACUGUCAAGGGGAUAAAAUUCUGGAAGAAAAUUUCAGGUAUAAUAACUACAAAAGAACUAUGAUGAGUUUUAAGGAGAGACUAGAGAACACUGUGGAAAGAUGUGCACACAUUAAUGGGAACAGACCUCGACAAAGUCGGGGCUUUGGAGAGCUGCUGAGCACUGCAAAGCAAGACCUAGUCCUAGAGGAGCAGUCUCCAAGUUCCUCAAAUAGUUUGGAAAGUUCUCUGGUCAAAGACUAUAUCCAUUACAAUGGAGACUUUAGUUCCAAAACCAUUAAUGGGUGUGUGCCCAGCCCUUCAGACGCUAAAAGCAUUAGUAGUGAAGAUGACCUAAGGAAUCCAGACUCCCCUUCUUCAAAUGAGUUGAUACAUUAUAGGCCAAGGACGUUCAACGUUGGCGACUUGGUCUGGGGCCAAAUCAAAGGACUGACUUCUUGGCCUGGAAAAUUAGUAAGAGAAGACGACGUUCACAAUUCAUGUCAACAAAGCCCCCAGGAAGGGAAGCAAUGUUGGAUAAAUGAAGUCUUGUGGAUUAAUAACCAGACUUCUGCUUUUAAAAAGGUGGAGCCCGAGAAGUUGAAGACACUAACAGAAGGUUUGGAAGCCUACAGCAGAGCCCGGAAAAGGAACAGAAAAAGUGGAAAGCUAAAUAACCAUUUAGAAGCUGCUAUUCAUGAGGCCAUGAGUGAACUGGACAAAAUGUCUGGGACUGUUCACCAAAUCCCACAGGGAGACAGACAAAUGAGACCCCCCAAACCCAAGAGGAGGAAGAUCUCCAGAUAACAGGGACUACUCCACUAAUGCGCAGUGUUUAUCAAAUGGAACGUGCACAGAUAUGUCUGUAUAUAGGUAUUGAUAUAGCCACGGUUAGAUCAAUAUUUAUACUAUGGCAGAGAGCUACCACCACCACAGGGUGCUAAAAGAAACAGUGAUAGAAUAUUUUUUGAUCAGGAAGGAUAAUGAAUGCUGGAAAAAAUGAAUCAAAAAUCCCUGAAAGAUGAUAGUUGUGGAUGGUCAAGAGAUUACUGAGAAACUCUUUUUCUAUGAUACUAAAAUUGUGAUUAUAAGAAAUAGUCCAAAUGUUUCUGAAGAAUUUUCAAUGUUGUAUAUAGAAAAUACAGAAUUUCAUGGUGAUAUCAGAAAUGUAAAUAUUGUACAAUAUUGUCAUGUACAAGCAUACCUAAUGCACACUUUAUCUUUUAUUGUACAAAGAAAUAGUGUACAAAAUUCUUUGGUUUCUAUUGAGUACACUUACCAGAGACUACCAGUGUAAAGUGAUAAAUAAAAAUACAACCUAAAUGCUUUUCUAUGAUAACGUAAAAGAUGCUGUUUUUGUAUUUAACAGCAGAGAAAAGGCAUGAUGCUGUAAUACCUGAAUUAUGACAUACACUUCAUACCACUGAGUGUUCAUUUAUAUUGUCUGUUUGGAAUGAACUUGCCUGGAAGCACUGGACUCGAUUUCGGGUGUCUAGGAAAUUGCGACCUUACCAAUUUCUAAAGGGAUGAGGGCUCACAGGUCUAAAUUAAGAAUUCAGAAACUGCAACCAUUUGUUGCAUAUUUUUUUUACCUAAGUUUUAAAGUAGUAUAGGUUUUAUAAAAAAAAGAAAAAAAUCCUAGAUGUAAUAUUUUAUUCAGCCAUUUCUGUAGGUAAUGUGUCAUAGCCACCUGGUGAGCUAGAUUGCCUAUCCUGCACCACCAUUGAUGAUCAGAAUUGAAUUAUGUGGCAAACUAUAUCUGACAAGGUAAAACCUUCUGUUUGCAUACAUGGAGGCAAAAGCCCCGUGGAAACCAGUAACAGAGUUGAGGUUGAUUAUGAUUCUUUUUUUUUUUUUUUGUAGUGGCAAAAAUAAAUACGAAUUAUGACAGCAAUUUUCAUAUCCAUUCAUCAGUAUUACUUAAACCAGAAGUUAAGGUGGCUUGUAAGAACUAUUAGCAGUGGUAAUUUUUAUCAGUAUUAUGUAACAUACCAGAUUUAUUUUAUUUAAAGAAUUAUUUGUACCAUUAGCAGAUUCUCAUAUAUAUUAAUGUGGCUGAAAUGUGCAGGUUAACUCUAUUAACCAAAUUAUUUAUAUUAUAUUAAGUAAAAAAAAAAAUGUGAAACAAAUCUAGAGAAAAAAUAAUACAUUACACGUAGACAAACCUAAAACUGUGAGCCAUUGUAAAGUACAAGGUAAUUAAUAAGAAAUGUAGCACAACAUCAUUUUCUGUCUUUUUUUUCACCAUGUGGUGGUGGUAUAACCUUAUCUCCCAGGCAGUGAAGCAUAGUUGCAGGCCUCCAGCCUGACUCAGUUGAUGGAUCGUCAAAAGAAAGGAUUCAUUAUCCCUUUAUUCUUGGAACCACCAGCCCCCACCUUAAACCCCUAGUGAGUGCUGCCUUACCCUCUAGCCUGGGCCUCACUCAGCAGUGUAAUGCCGGUGCUGCUGGGAGGCAUCCAAUAGCAAGCUCUCAACCCCCCAGUGCCCACCACCUCCAGGCCUCCUCCUCUCUCAACUGCCCCAAACGCCUCAGUCCCGUGAUGUAGCAGAGUUCCAGUAACUCAGGAAAAAGAGACCAAGGUCAUUCCUCAAGAUGGCUUCUUGGGGCCACAGCACAGAGCGCGCCACCUGGGCUCACUUUUGAUAGCAACAGCUCUUAAUUCUUCUUCAUCUCCUGCGUCUCCCUCUCCUUUCCAUUCCCACCCUCACCCCUACUUAGCCCUAAGCCAGAUGGAAUGCAACUGGCUACACUAGGCUUCAUGGCCUGGAGGCAGGGAUCCUUCCUUCUGGGGAUAGACUCAUUUUGUCUUUCCUGCAAUGGCGGGACUGCCUCCCACGGUCCUUCGUGCAGUCACUUUUGUGUAAUUUACUUGACACAUUUUUGUUACAAGUUGAUGCGUUUGGUAUGUUUCGAUCAUUAAUGUUGUCCUUUAUUUAUUUAUUUAUUCAUUUUUGCAUCAAUCUGCUUUUCGACUGGUUUGUCUACAUGGUUGUUUUUAUUCACAGAUACACUCGUGUGUUGGGGUGUGUCUGUGUGUGUGUGCGUGUGUAGUUUUGUUUUGGUUUUGUUUUAGUCUUUUCUGUCUUCAGACAGAGUUUGUGUAGACCAAGGCUUCUUUGGGAUAUUUUAAGCUAGUUAAGUUGGACCUCCCCACCAAUGUAUACUUUACAUCGGUAGACCAUGUAAAGUACGUUCAUGCCCAUGAUUUCACUGGUCGCUUAUGGCUUGAUGUGGGUGCUAGGUGUAGUUUCAGUCCACAAGGGCUUUUUUUUUUUUCUUUUCUCUUUAUUUUACAGUUUUAUGAUUUCAUGUAAGCAAUUAAUUCAAAUAUUGUUAGCAUUACAGGUCAUGCAGUGCUGUAACAUUUUUUAAAAUGUUGCACCUACUUUACAAUUGAAAAAAUUGGUCACUCGUACUUGAAUUUUGCCCAGAGAGCUGUUUCUUUCUCUUUGUAUUAAAGCUAAUUCACUUAUUUUAAAAAAUGAAGGCCAGCCCUUCCUCUUUAGUUAAUUUUUUAUUCCCUUAAAAAAAAAGUCUUUUUAUUUUUUCAAAAACAAGUCCAAGAAUGGAAACAAAAUGAAAAAAAUUUGUUCCUUUGAAGAACAUAAUAGUCCCCCUGCUGGAAAAGGAAAUGUAUUCUAUUUUUUGUCCUCUUCACAGUCCUAGGAAGCACAAGGAGAAUCAGCUAUACCUUUAAGUAGAUUUUCAGUAUCGUUUCAAAUGAGUGAGAAAUCACUGAGCAGCUCUUGUGUGAUUUGUCUUAUUUGUACCAUUAAAAGCAGUCUGGGGCUUUUCUUUAUUUUAAGGAACAUUUUUGGUUUGUACUUUUCAGUCCCAUUGUGAAUGAAAACGCUUUAAGGAGCAUAUUUACCCCUCAUGAUAUCAUGGGCCACUUUUUUAUUUGGACUGUACCUUUGAGUUAUUUAUUUACUAUGUCAGUUUUUUUAAGUAAACACAGCCUUUUUAUUUAAACAGAACCUUGCAGCAGAUUGUGGGAGGAGCUGAGGGUGAUUAUUUCACUUUCUGUAAAUUUUAUGAAGACUUUCAACUAAGCUGCCCCACGAGAUUAUUCUUUUUUCAUUUCAGACCCUGAUAACACAUUGUGGUUAACUUUGGUAAUUUUCCAUGCAGUUUGCAGUGUUCCCUUGCAAGUCACAAGUUUGCAUUAAGAUUGUAAAAUCUAAGAUGUUUAAGAUGCUGGUGACAUUGGCUUUCUGAGAGGGGCGGGGGGAAGCUAAGAUUCUAGACCUUACCUAAAAUCUGGCCUCUUGUUUACUUUGCCUCUUCGUGCCCAGAUGCUAUAAUGCGAGACUCAAGACUUUCAAUGUAGCAUGUGAGGUGAGUUGUGCAUCAUUUGGGGGCUGUGAACAAAAAAUGUCACCAGCCAGACCUGUAAUCGUGAAUUAGCUUAUCUUUUUCUUUCAUUUACUCUAUCAUGUUUGCAUUAGCCAAAGAAAUAAGAACAUUAGUAAUCCAUCUGUGUAAACAAUCCGGAAGUGAGUAUUAAAUCAGUGAGCCAAAAAGCAAUAAACAACUCAAGCAUGGGAAAUCCUGCUAACAGUGAGGAGUCUGAUAUAGAAACAAAUAUAUAAAAAGCAUUAUCUUCAAAUAUGAAAGAUUAAUUUGUAUUUAUUGUAAAUAUGUAUUAUCAGCCUUAUCUGCUUUUAUACACACUGUGUGUGUACCUCAGUGACCUUUUAUAAACCGUAAAAAUGGUUGACUUAAUAACUUGUUAUGUAAAUACAAAGUUGUCUAUAAAUUGGAAAAUUUGAUGCCACAUGGCUUCACAAUAUACAAAUGUGUUUUGUAACAUCAUGCCUUUAUGGAUUAAGUAUAAAUACACUGGAUUGUCUGUGUAGAAGAGUAGCAGUUUACAUUUCACCCGCAUUUCAAAUGAAUAUUUUUGUCCAAAUGGUUAUACUCUUAGGAAAAGAAAAUGACCUGAACAUUUUCACUGUGAAAAAUAUGGUUUUGAUUUCACCAAAACUCCUUUUCAAAUUCAAGAGUCUAUUUAAUUCCAUGCCAAGUGCUUUGCUUAUGAGGUUUCUAUAGGGGAUUCAUUGAUCCAGGACUGGGAUCUUACGAGGAAGACUCCCUAUACUGAGUUAUUCUACUUUAGAGAGAGACUAUGAAUCUUUCUAGUCACAGACAGAAGAACCUCAGCCUUCUUAUUGUUCUUUAACUUAACCUUCUGCUUUGUUUCCACACAUCUUAGAAAGUACCACACAGAUAAGCAGGUCCAAGGUCUUAUGAAAGGAGCCCUGGUGGUAACCGAAAGGUCAGUGGUUCAAACCCACCAGACACUCCUCCAGAGUAAAGACCUGGAGAUCUACUCCCAUAAAGAUUUUAGCCUAGGGAACUCUAUGGGGCAAUUCUACUCUGUCCUAUAGGGUCGCUAGGAGUCAGAAUUGACUUGAUGGUACACAACAACAACAGGUCUUGUGAACCAAGGCGGCUACAGAGUGUCACCUCAAUGUAGAAUUUCUCAGUCUCAGCACUACUGACAUUCUGGGCUGGAUCAUUCGUUGUUGCAGGUAUUGUCCUAUGCACUGUAGGAUGUUAACACCGUUCCUGGCCUCUACCCACCAAAUGCCAUUAGCUGCUUCGCAAGUCGUGAGAAUA
This is a messenger RNA of Loxodonta africana (African savanna elephant), 87132 nucleotides long. It is a transcript of the gene MBD5, whose product is annotated as methyl-CpG binding domain protein 5. Bases 77063 to 82315 code for a protein of 1750 amino acids. Gene Ontology annotation, cellular component: nucleus; chromocenter. The transcript is spliced from 21 exons. NCBI's taxonomy places the organism in Eukaryota, Metazoa, Chordata, Mammalia, Proboscidea, Elephantidae. The record is from RefSeq and is a predicted model, not a curated record. Gene Ontology annotation, molecular function: DNA binding; chromatin binding.